AUGAAAUACAUCGCUGCUGCUGCUUUAUUAUCUAUACGUUUCUGCGCGGGGAGAAGAUGCCGCAACACAGCGCGGUUUGCAGAGGAAUCUCUCCGAACCGGCUCUGCGUGGAACUCGGAGCUGCCCCCGCCCUCUCCGCCGGCGCUGCCUUCGCUGAUUGGCCGAGCGCGCUGCUCCCCGACGACGCGGCGGAACCCCGGAGCGGCAGCCUCAGUUUCCGCCCGGGCUGCUGUCGCCAGCGGACCUAGAAACCGGAAGCGGCCGGGUCCGGUGUCAGCCCCGACAGAGCCCGGUAUCUCUGUUGGGGUUGCUAUGGACGACGGAGCGGCCGAGCUGGAGCUUUUCCGCCGCCGCUGGCGGGCCGAGCUGACUCCGGAGGGCCGCAGGAAGAGCAGCAGAGGGCCGGCGGGCAGAGGCGGCCGGAAAAGGCAGCGCGGCGGGGAUGGCGGGGCUCCGGAGCCCGUGCGGGGCUGGGGCUGCUGCGGAGGCGUCGCUCGGUGGGAGCCGGAGGAGGAGCAGCCGCCCCCGCCGCCGCCCCCGCCUCGGAGGCCUCCCCGCAGCCCCACCGCGCCGGACUGUGAUUUGGGAGCUGCCGCCGAGGCUCGAGGAGCAGGAAAGGAGGACCUUUUGGAGCAGCUCAUCCUGGACUUGGUACGGGAAGGAACGAGGAGUAGGAUUAAGAGCAGUAUUGAGUUCGUUUGGUUUUUUACCACUAGUGGCUACAGGUCAGGGGGAAGCGUUAUGCUUCAGUUAGUAGUAGUAACAAUAACAACAACAACAACAACAACAAUAAUAAUAUAUUAUUUAUAUCCCGCCCAUCUGGCUGGGUUUCCCCAGCCACUCUGGGCGGCUUCCAGCAAAAUAUUAAAAUACAACAAUUCAUCAAAUAUUAAAAGCUUCCCUAAACAGGACUGCCAUCAGAUGUCUUCUAAAAGUCAGAUCGUUGUUUAUUUCUUUGACAUCUGGUGGGAGGGCGUUCCACGGGGUGGGUGCCACUACCGAGAAGGCCCUCUGCCUGGUUCCCUGUAACUUCGUUUCUCGCAGUGAGGGAACAACCAGAAGGUUUUGCAUGCAUAGGGUCAUAGAAUCAUAGGGUUUGGAAGUGAUCCUGAGGACCAUGUAGUCCUGUGGUUCCCAACGUGGGCCACUUUUAUUUUUAAGGGGGACAAUUUAAGAAUGAGUUAUUAAUAAAUAAUAAUAAUGAUAUUUUUUUUAUUUAUACCCCGCCCUCCCUGGCCAGAACCAGGCUUAGGGCAGCUAACACCAAUAAAAUUGCAAUAAAACGUAAAAGAAAAAGAAAAAACAGUUAAUUAAAAUAUGGGUUAAAAUACGGGUUUAAAUAACAGUGAAUGACCCUUUAGGCUUCCUCCAGGUGAAUAGUUCACUUUUUGAAUAAUAAGAAUUAUAUGUCACAGGUUUUUAGAGAUGCUUAGGUGGGGCAUGGCCAAAAAAAGGUUGGGAACCACUGAUCUAGUCCAACCCCUUGCAGCUGUCCCAUACAGGGAUUGAACCUGCAACUUUAACAGUACCACUUUCUAACUAACCCCCCGGGCAUCUGUAGGAAGAUCUUAGAAUGCCCCCCACCCUGUCUGAUAUCCUAGAGAGCGGCUGCCAGCCAUUGUUGGCAAUACCAGCUAAUAUUGGCAAUACUGGCCUAGAUGGAUGCAACGUACCAACCUGGUAUGGUGAAUGGCUGUAGAUCAGUGGUAGAGCAUCUGUUUCUCAGGCAGAAAGUCCUCUGUUAAGCUCCCAGCAUCCCCAGGUAAGGCUGGGAAAGACUUCUUCUCUGAAAUCCUGGGGAGCAGCUGCUGAUGUAGACAUUACUGAGCUGGGGGGCGGGGGGAAUCAGUGGUCUGACAUGGGAUAAGGUAGCUUCCUCUGUUCCUAUAAGUCACCAAAACAGGGUGACAGAGCCCAUACCUAAUAUGUAAGAGGCCUCGGACGUGAUGCUGGGAAGGUCUCUGUCCUGCUGCUGCCUGUCAACAUGGAGCAGCCUUCCCCAGUGUGGUGCCCUCUAGACGUUUUGGACUCCAUCAGCCCUAGAAAGAGCCAAUGGGUGGACCAAUGGUCUAGAUAAAUAGAAGCCUCCAAGAGGGAGGGAUGAAGCAAUAAAACUGCCAGCACAUUUGCAAAGCUAAGCAGGGUCUGGUAUAGUUUCAAUUUGGAUGGGGUCUGUGUACUGAGAUUCCUGCAUUGCAGGGGGUUGGACUAGAUGAUCCUCAGGGUCCCUUCCAACUUCACAGUUCUAUGAGUCUAUGAAUCUUGUGGGGAAGCAUCAUAGCUCAGUGGUAGAGCAUGUGCAUUGCAUGCAAAAGGUCCCUUCCCUGCACAGUCUUGUCUUAGCCUGUAGAGGCUUUUCUCUUACCGGAGGUGGAAGAAGAAACAAAAACCAGUACAGUGGUACCUCGGGUUAAGUACCGUAUUUUUCGCCCUAUAGGACGCACCGGCCCAUAGGACGCACCUUGUUUUUUGGGGGGGAAAUCAAGGGAAAAGUUUUUAUUUCCCCCCCAGGUUUGCACAGCCAUCCCCAAGCUAGAAGAGGGAGACGGAGCGCUCCGUCUCCCUCUUCUGCCUUCAGGGACAGCCUCUCUAGCCUCCGUGGAGCAGCGGCUUGCCCCACUGUCCCCCGAGCUUGUGGGGCUGGCGAUGGGGAGAAGCAAGCUUGCUUCUCCCCACCGCCAGCCUCCAGAUCAGGUCGGGGAAUAGCAGGGUGGCGGCGCGCCGCCUCCCCGCUAUCCCGUGAGCUUGUGGGGCUGGCGGGGGGGGGGUACCACUGUACACUGCAUAAGAUAAGUACAAUUCCCAUAACCCCUGACCAUUGGCCAUGCUUGCUAGGGCUGAUGGGAGUUGUCGUUCAACAACACCUGGAGAGUCGUAGGUUCUCCACGCCUAGCUUAAGAGAACAAUUGUGCGGUUGUGGUAAUGGGAAAUUCUGCAGCAAGUUGAGGCCCUAGGUGGGAGAGGUGGCUCUUCUGCUGUCCCCGCCUUUGGGUUUUAAAAACAGUAUUUUCCUUCCAUUGACUCCAGUGUAAAUACUCAAAGUGAAUGCUAUGCCAGCCCUAGGGCUGUUGUGGUUUUAGGUCUGCAAGGAAACCCUGCUUAGAAUCCCGUGGAUUUGUGUACACACCAUCCUCUGCCCAGUCCGUGGAAUAGUGUGGCUGCACACUUCAAUUGACACGAGGGGUGUUGUUGCCAAUAGUGGAGUAGCCCUUACACUGCUUCUAACUGCCCCUCAGCUGGCCUUGGGCUGACUUUACAGUGUUGUAAAGUACAGUGUGGUGGUUGGAUUUAUGUUGCUUAAAGAUUUAGGGUUCUUUCCAACUAAACCAGUGUGCAUGUGAAAUGACUUACAUGAGUGCAAUGGACCUCUCCAACGUGUUUUGUGAGUCCCCCCCACCCCAUUCCUGCAGAGAAGAUUUGGAGAUGGGUGUGUGUGUGUAGAGACAGGAAGUUCAAUUGCACUCAAAAGUUGAGCCACAAACAGACAACUAUUUUGUUGGAUGCAACCCUUAUAUACUGCCCUUCAGCACAGUGUCCAUUGCUACAGUAUGCAACAAGAAAUUUAAAACUUCUUCCUGCAUCUCUGUUUGGCUUGCUAAUCUUAAAAACUUUCAGUUAACACAAAGGUUAGAAGAAGCUUGUUCCUCUCCCUUCUGGUUAAUUACAUUGUUUUGUUUUGUUUUUUUGUUUUAAAAGCACAGAUUAAAUUUCUGAUGGCAGUAAAUUAAUCCAUUUAGUGAACCAGAGCUCCAUUAGCGCACUGGUGUGUAAAUGUGUGUCUCCAAGGAGCGGAUGGCGAUGUUUGUCUUUUGGAUUCCUGAUAAAAGCUACAGCUAGUUUUGCAAGGGGAUCUUUUUCUUUUAAUGUGCUCUAUAUGCUUUUUGAUGAUGGGUUAUUUCGUACUCAAAACAGCCUGUAAAGGUGAAGAAAUAAUUGUGCAUUACUUUAAGGAUUUCUUCCCUCAAAUUGAAGGAAUAGGAUGCUUCAUCUAACGGCCUUUCUCUGAGGCAGGAUUUGUGUUUGGUAGAGGCAGCAUAAGAUGAGCUAUUUUGAGUAGUCAUUUUCUUCUGCCUUCCUGGGCUACCUUUUGAAUCAGGUCUAAGGGCCAAAGGAGAGGUAGCCUGUUUCUCUGCACACUUGUCUUUCCAUUUCAUGUAUGGAGCUGAACGAUAAUUUUGUGCCAGGAGAGUGAUCUUGUCUGGAUGCUCACUAAAUACGGAGCUGAGCAAAUUUUGUUCACACACACACACAACCUCCUGUCUUCUUAGUAUUACCAUAUUCAGCAAUAUCAAGUUACAGUAUAGGAAAACUGGUGCUAUUAACAGUAAUCCUUCUAGUUGGUUAAUUGGUUUGGCAACUUCCAUGCACAUGACAUGUGAUGCAAAUUAUUUCCCGUGAGAGUUAAAUGAUAACCAAUCAGAGGCAGAGGCAGCUUUGUCAAUCCCAGCAGGUAUAUAAGAGGACGACCAGGCCUGCUCAGAAAAAAACGGGGGGAAAUUGGGAGGGGCAAGGAAGCUCAGCAGCCACCAGAAGGGUGUCUAAGAGCAGGCGGUGCCCCCAGGUAUACAAGCUGCCUUAUACCAUCUGAUGUUAAUGGACAUGACGAAAGUCCAUUCAUUUCAGUGGUUCUACUCUGAGUAGGCCUGCUAAGCCAAAGGCCUGCUCAGGCCAUAGGCCGUUAAACCCCAGAGUCGUCAGUUAGCCAUAGUUUAUGGUUCCAUCUGAACUGAGAAACGAUGGUUACCAGGUUUGGAACAAGACAGCUUCAAACCUUGUUCAAUCCCCAAGUAAAAGGAUUGGUAGCAGGGGGUGGAAAAGAGCUGCUUCCAGGCAGAGCUGUUGAGCUAGGGGGACAUAUAGGAUUGUAUCCAAAUUAGUUCUACUAGAGUAGAACCACUGAAAUGAAUGGACCUUCGUCAUGUCCAUUAACAUCAGUGGGUCCAUUCUGAGUAGGGCUGGCAUUGGGUACAGAUGGUAUAAGGCAGCUUGUAUAUCUGGGGGCACCGCAUGCUCUUAGACACCCUUCUGGUGGCUGCUGAGCUUCCUUCCACUCCCAAUUUUUCCCCAAUUUUUUCUUUUUUUAAUGAGUUUUUUUUGGCACUGUUUGAGAAUUUGCCCAAUUUUUUAUUAGUGCUUGUUGUUGAUGUUGCUGUUGUCUGCUUUUUUUUGACUAUUUUGUUUUGGUGUGUGCCUUAGUCGAGGCUAGCUUAGGCCAGCUAUUUUCAAUAAGUCUGCUCUGAUUAGCAUUGGUUACAACUCUAUGCAUGUAGCUGUGUUUGGGAUGGUUGCGGGCUCUGUGCCUUGCCAGCUUUCCUUCUGCAAAAUAGAUACUUUCCUGUGCCCACAGCCCCUGGGUCCCCAAAAGUUAAGGGCUCCUAUUCUACGCCAAUUCUUUAUAAGAUUCUUUAUCAGAAGGAAGUCUGUGGGCUCGUACAUGCAAAAAAGCAGACCAGCAACUUGUGUCUCUUUCCUGUUUCUUCUAGGAUGUGGAAUUUUAUUUUAUUUUUAACUCCUGUCUCCCACUUCUUCUGACUGCUUUUCAGAAUGAAAUAAACGAAGUUCCCUUCUUUGACGUUCAGCUGCCUUAUGAACUGGCGUUAAAAAUAUUUCAGUUCCUCGGCAGGACGGAACUGGGGAGAUGCGCCCAAGUAAGUCUUUGCCAGGUUUGCUGGUGCUUCUCGCUUCCUUUCUGAAUGUACUACUUGGAAGUAAACGCCAUUGGGAUCAGUGGGUUGUACCGAACUGAGUAGUAAUAAUGCUCUGUAGUAUUAUUUAUUUAUUAUUGCAAUUUCAAAUCUAGUCCUCCAUCAUGUCUGAACAGAGAGCGGCCACAUCUCUCUGUCUUGCAGGGAAGCUGGAGCACUCUGGCAGUAAUUAACACUUUGACAGCCCCCAUCUCCCAGCCAUUGACACCUUGACUGCUUCAUGACCACUUCCUGAGCUACAUGCAGCUCCCAGGAUUGGCUGCGGGGUGGGGGGAAGAAACUUUUGAGACCAAAGUGAACCAGAUACAAAAAGAAUUGAGAGGCUAGAGAGAAGAAAUUUCAGGAACAUUCUUUAGAAAGUGAUGGAAUAUCGACAUAAAACAUUUAACAGGUUCCCCAAAGCGGUCAGUAUUGACCCCCUAGGAGUGAUGGGUCUCUUCUGGGGAUGAAUAAAGACCUGGCUGGUUGUGUGUGUCAAUAAUAAUAAUAAUAAUAAUAAUAAUAAUAAUAGUUUUAUUAUUUAUGCCCUGCCCAUCUGGCUGGAUUUCCAUCAAGCAUAAAAAUUUCCUGAUACAGGGCUGCCUUCAGAUGUCUUCUGAAAGUUGUGUAAUUCUUUAUCUCCAUGACAUCUGAUGGGAGGGUGUUCCACAGGGUGAGCACCACUACCGAGAAGGCCCUCUGCCUGGUUCCCUGUAACUUUGCUUCUCGCAGUGAGGGAAUCAGCAGAAGACCUCAGUGUCUGGGCUAAGUUAUUGGGGUGGAAAUGCUCCUUCAGAUAUACUGAGAUUUAAAAGUCAGCACCAACCCUUUGAUUGUGCUCGGAAACAUACUUGGAAGGCUUAGGAGUGGGAAAUAAGUUUUACAAUGCAUAGUUUUUCAAAAAGUUCGGAACCUCUACAUAGUUCCGUCUUUAUUUCAGACAUUGUGAUAUAUCGGUAUGUUGCAAAGUUUAGCUGGUGAUCUAUUGUGCUGUUGAAAGCCAGAUAUCGCCCCGCCUUACUCUGUACUUAGUCAGAAGUUUCUGCAAUACAACAAUGUUCUCAAACCUUGCUGCUUUAUUGCUUAAAAAAAGAUUGUAUACAGGUAUUUCUUGACUUUGACAUUUUUUAAGAAUUUGGGUUGAGAUCGAUGACUACUUUAUAAGCUCAUCAAGGGGUCAGUGUAUGUGGGCAGUAUAGAAACAUCUGACUUCUGCACAGCUGAAAUGUAGCCCAUUGUACAGAGGUAUAAGUCCCAUCUGCCACUCCAGCCAUUUUUGCUUCUGGCCCUCCCCACCUCUGUCAUGUUUCCCCGAAGGGUUGCCAACAAGGGAGUGCUGAAAAAGCUCCCUCACCCUGGCUUGCAUUAACAGCCUCUUCUGAUCAGGAAAUCAUCUGGGUUUUGUAUUGGAAGAUUUUCACCCAUUUUUAACUCAGAGUGGUAUGCUUUCACGGCAAAGAAACUCCCGAGCAGAAGAAAUGGAAAGGAUUGAGCAGUUCGCAUUGGGGACUUCUAAGCAGGCAGUAGAAGUUUAUAGUGUAAGGGUUUUGUUGCGCCGGGUCAUUCCUUUCUUUCAAAUCACUCUGUUGUAACUCCUGCGAUGGAGAUUUUACACUGAAAUUGUACCCCAAAGUUGUCCAGGCCAAUUGCUUGGUGCAGUAAACUGGCCUUGACUCUUUUCUCCCACUUAAAAAAUAUAUAUAUUAGGAUCUGCUUUUAUUAUGCUCUCUUCUUGACAUUAAGCAAAUGGUGGGCUUCUGAAGCCAUUCUUGAGAAGCAGUCCCAGGAUAUUUAGGAGGCAGCUGAGCAGCUGAGUUCUCUGCGCUUUACAAGGCUUUUGGAACAAGAUGGAUGGCCAAAGCUUUUAGUCAGCUUCUAAAGGGAUCAAGUAAAAAGCAAAGCCAUAAAAAAUAAAGACCGUUUUCAUUUUCCUCCCGGUGCUUUUGAUUUUAUUUUUUUGGCUGAAUGAUGGAAGACCUCUUCUGUUAAAUGGAAUGCCAUGCUGCUUUUCACAGCUGUUGUUCUGUUAGCGUUUGUUAUUACUAUUAUUACCAUUACUGUGAUUCUUAUGGGCGGCAGAGCAGUUUGAGAGUCAGUGAAGUUGCAUUGGUUAGUGUGGACUGGCAUCAUGAGCAAUGCAAACUCGAAAGUUGGGUAAGAAUAAAAGACCUGGAUCCUUCUAAAUAAAAUAGGAAAAGGAAAUUUAAAUUUAAUUAAUUUAACUUUAACGUUAAAAGAUUAGAAUGUUGACAAAAUUACUAAACUAUGGCAACAAAUUGAUUUGUCUACUCAGGUCAAAGUCCUAAUAUGACCAGCAGAUGAUAAUGAAAUAUGUCAAGGACCAGAAAUGUUUUGACCCAAUGAAUCAUUUUCAGUGAUCAGAAGGAAACUACUGUAUACAACUUGGUCACAGAGAAUUUGUCCACUGGGUUAGACUGUCUAAAUGGUUUAUACCAAGUUAGGUUAUUGUUCCAUCUAGCUCAGUAUUGUCUACACUGACUGGCAGCGACUCUCCCAGAUGCUGAGGAUUGAACCUGGGACCUCCUGCAUGCGAAGGAGAUGCUCUGUCACUCAGCUGUAGCUCUUCCUCAUGAAAGCAUAAAAGCAUUAAAUGGCACUCCACUCAAGCUUGCUCUGGUUCCCUUUUAGGAUUCAGUUAAUCACUAAAAUAGCUAUAUAUGUGAGAUUAUAUAACACAAAUUUCUUGCAUAUUUGUACUUAGCUCUUGGAUAUUCUACUGGUAAGAUUUGGUGGAAACCUGGGAAAUAACGCACUGACAGUGUUUGAAACUCCCAUUGUUGUAGGCACAUUUUGCAACAGGGAAUUUCAUUUGCGCGAGCAAUUUAUGAGCACUAGGCACAGUACUGCACCUAAGAUUUGAGAUUAAAAUUGAAGAGUGGAAGGAAUGGAGAACCUUUUUCUGCCCCCCACUUUCAGCUCCUCUCUGAAGUCUGGAGAAGAGACCCUCUUAAGAAUAUUAGGGAGGUGGGCAGGUCUGGGACUAGACCAUGGGAAAAAUGAAGAUAAUAUUUUAGCUGCAGUUCAUUCAUUUUCAGCUGUGUUUUCUUGUUAUAAAAAAGUGCAACUAGACAUUCCCUUGUUGCGCCCGUAACCUAGGUUUCAGCUGCCAUUUAGCUCCUAGCUUUCAUAUAUCAAUUUCUAACACUGCUCACAGAUUUAUUUAUUUUUAUAUUAAUAAGAUGCUUUUGAGUGGCUCAGCUUAGCUUUCAGCAGACAGGCCUCCGUAUCAAUAAAAUCAAGGGUGAAAUUUCUUUCUCUCUUCCUAUCUCUUUUAGGCAGUGGGGGGAAGUCUUUUUUUCUUUUUCUUUUUAAAAAAUCUUUUGGCAUCCAGUUGCUCACCUGUACCCUUAACUCAAGCUGAGCUAGGAAGUUUGAGCUGGAGCCAAAUGCUGUGUGUGUUUGCCUGUGCUUUAAAUGGGAGCAGCGCUUGUAAAGCAGGAGGCUCGAGACGCUUUUUAUUAGCGGUUUCUUGCAGCUGUGCCUCGCUCAGCGAAGCUUUUACUAGGCUUGGCAGUGCCAGUUCCUGGUGCAUUAAUGGGGGUGCCUGGUCAUAGGGCCCCUCCUUGAAAAAACCCAGGUUUAUAAGCCUAGUGGGGCUACAAGUAAUCUGAUUAAAAUCACAGUGGGAUAAUAUUUUUGUUAUGCUUUUUCCCCUCCGUGAGUGUUAAAAGGACCUCUUGGAACCCGAGAAUCCACUUAGGAGCGUCUGUGCUUUCUAAAGCAAUGUUUUAACUUAGAUUUGGCAGUGGUGCUACAAAUGCUUUCUAUGUUGGCAAGCCUUGGCUUUUGUUUUCCACCCCUCUCUUCCUUACCUGUCUUCCUUCCUUGCUUCUUUCCUUCCCCACCCCAUCCUCACUUUGAGGCUGGCAAAGCUUCAUUGUGUUUACUUCUCUCUCUUGUUCAGAAGCCUCACCAAUGUCAACAGACACUUGCUUUAGCUAAAAUGGAGAGCAGAGAAGAGUUUAAUAUGAUUUAUUGCUACUUCCAUUUAUAGACUGCUUUACUGCCUGAAAGACCUCAAAGUGGUUUAUGCACACUAUGAGUUUUUUUUUUUAAAAGUCAAGCGAUUCGCAUAGCAAAAUACACAUACCAUAUCCAAUCCAUAACACAAAACAAAAUUGGAGAAAAGUGCAAGGCAGUAUAAUUAUAUAGUUCCAAACAACACAACAUAAAAUCGUUCAUCCAGUCUCGCUCACCAUCCAUUUCACACAACCACUGCAGCCAUUCGCUACCUCAAACGUCACCUCUGUCUGCCACUCAUACGUGAACCACUCAUAUUCAAGAAUAUUACAACCCACAGGCAAAGGUUCACAGACAAGUGUACACUCAUAAGAUGUAUUCCUGAUAUCUGAAGCAGUACUGGACUCUGGACGAUGUCUUACUCCUCCCAUCUCUCACCUGAGAGGAGCCCAGAUCCGUAGUAGAGAAGGCUCUCUCUCCCUGGAGGGCAUAGAGCUAUUUCCAUCUACUCCCAGAAUUAUAACAUGCACGGAACUGCAAACAUCUCAACAUUUGAUAAAGAAGCAAUCAACUAUGGUAGUUUUCUUUCCCUUUGCUAGAGCAUUAACUCCUCCUGGCAGCUGUCUUUGCAUGUAUGCCAAUGUCUGGAUUAUUAUUCUUAUUAUUAAUUUUUCUUCCUUCUCCUCCUCUUCAUAAUAAUAAAAAUAAAGAAUUAUUGCAUUUAUAUCCCACAUUUUUCUCCAAGGAACUCAAGGUGGUGCACAUGGCUUUCCACCUCCUCAUUCAGUCCCCAAAACAACCCUGUGAGGUAGGUUUGACUGAGAGCCAGUGAGCAGACAUUGAUUUUAAAGAGAACAAGAAAGCGGAAAAAAAUCAUUGUUACCAACUUCUGAGUGCAUUGCAGACGUGGUGGAGACGGUUGGGACAACUGUAGGCAUUUUUGGAUGAUAUGGAAUAUCUAGAGCCAUUUAAAUCUGACUUUAGUCCAGGCCAUGGGACCGAGUUGGUCUUGGUCACCCUGCCGGGAAUGGCCUCUAUUAAUGGGACAAGCAGGGCUGAUCUUGGUCCUUCUCAAGCUUUCUGUGGCUAUUUAAUAUUGUUGAUUGCCAUAUUCUUCUGGACCAACUACGUGGGAUGGGAUUUGGGGGCCCUGUUACUUAUAUGAGCUAGUCCAGAGAACAGCACUGGGAGAGUGUGGUUUGGGGUUUUUUUGGUCUCUCGGUAUUUAUGCUAUGGGGUGCCAUAGGGCCGCUGUGAUGUCUUGGGGUUUCUUAUGGCACACAGAGAAAAGGAAUUCAUUGUAUAAAUUUUCCUAUUUCUUAAGUUUUCCCUGAAGAGAUAACUCUCCCCUCUCCUUUUUUUCUGAAGACUAUUCAGUCAUUCAAGAAAGGGCCAUAACCCAUUGGUUUGAGCACCUGCUUUGGAUGCUAAAGAUCCCAGGUUGAAUCCUCAUCACCUCCAGUAAGUACUAGACUAGGAAUGUCCCCUUUCUGCAACCCUUCAGAACCGCUGCUGGUCAUCGUUGGCCAUGCUGAACUAGCUGGACCAACAGGUUCCUGUGAGCCUCUGAAGCCUGAAGCAGUCCAGCCCAGGCACAUGGUGGGCAAAGUCCCAGUGAUCAAUGGGCCUAUUGUUGAGUCAUGUUAGUUAUCCUUACCAUCUCUGUGGGCCUUGAAGCUCAACCUGCCAGGGGAAGGCUAUAGCUGGAUAUCAGUCUCCAUGGAUAGGCGCAGGGAAACCUACUAGGACAAUUGACUCUGCAAAGAGAAGACUGUGUGCUUCUUGCAUGUAACGAUGGGCAAUUUCAUCACCCUUGUUGGCAAUUACAUCACCCAGUUGCGCAGUUACAUCACAGGAGAUUCAGCAGAGGAGGAGGAAGCUGUGGAACUGCGGGAACAGGAAGAGGAGCGGCUGCGGGAGUGGCGGCAAGUGGAGCGAGCGGAGCGGGAGUGGCAGCGGCUGGAGCUUGAGCGGGAGCAGCAGCGGCUGCUGGAGCAGCAGCGGCGGGUGUCGCAGCAGCGGCGGGUGUCGCAGCAGCAGCAGCAGCGGGCGUUGCAGCAGCGGCAAAGCCUGGCGCAGGAAGAGGAGCAGCGGCAGCAGGAGCUGGCGCGGCAGCAGGAAUUCCGCCGGAGGCUGAGCUCCUGGAGGAGCGACCCCGCUCAGGAGGAAGCGAUACGCCAGCGGCAAUUGCAGCUGGUGGCGCAGCACUGGGACCACUUGGAGGCCAAGGACUCUCGCCUGUUCGCCGCGCAAGAGCUGCAUCGGCACUCGUUGCAGGACCAUCAGGAUAAUGCCAACCUGCGCGCGGAUCGGCGGAUGGAGCACGAGCAGCGCCGGCUGCGCCACAGCCUCGACGUCGCGCGCCAAGACACGGAGAGGUGGGUGGAGCGGGAGCAGCAGCGGGUGGAGGCGGCCCUCAGCCAUCAGCAGCAGCUGGCUAUGCUACACGAUCCACAUGGCUUCUAUCAACCCUUCUAACUCAGCGAUACACCACAAAGCGUCGCCGGCAGGGGGUUGCGUCCGUGAUAUUCCCAGUCGUCCUGGGUGCUGCGUCAGCUGCAGUUGCAUUGAGGGUAGUGGAGACCGAAUGGCCAUUUGUAUCACCCAGAUGAGCGGCAGGCCAUCCUGGAAAGAAGGAGAUGAUCACCACCGCUAAUCAGAGGGUGCUUCUGGGAGAACCACGAUGCACAUGUUGAAACUCCGUUGAGGAAGGAACUAACUCUCCGUGAUACUGCCUUUUGGAACCUUGCCUGAUAGGACUUGGGACUGGGAAUUCCUUGAGUCGUCACCCCUUUGAGAUUGAAUUAGAGGAGUGAAGCUCAUGUGGCCCACCAUUCCUUCCUGUCUUCUUCCCAGUGUUCUGCGCCCCUCCCGUCACUUGCCAUGUAUCCUGUGACCUCAUAAAAGCACACGGAAUGGGCACGACUUCCAUUUAUCCACCUUGGAUGAUGAGGAUUUAUUCAUUGGCCGCUUCUUGGCCCCCACAAGGCCCCCAAAAGUGGUGAACCCUUAAAACAAAGUAUACAAUAAAGUACAAUUAAACAAGCAAAGCAAAGUAAGCGAUAGAAUGCAGUGAAAUGACUUAGGUCAGCUGGCUAGCAAAACAGUGUAAGGCAGCACAGUGGAAGUGCAGAAAAGUUGGGCCUUCCCAGGCUAGAAGGCAAGUGUGGCCUCAACAAGCAUACAUCCCUCACGCUUGAAAGCUAGUAGCACCCCAGGACAGGGGUCGCUAACAGAGCCAGUGUGGUGUAGUGGUUAAGAGCGGUAGACUCGUAAUCUGGGGAACCGGGUUCGCAACUCCGCUCCUCCACAUGCAGCUGCUGGGUGACCUUGGGCUAGUCACACUUCUCUGAAGUCUCUCAGCCCCACUCACCUCACAGAGUGUUUGUUGUGGGGGAGGAGGGGAAAGGAGAAUGUUAGCCGCUUUGAGACUCCGUAGGGUAGUGAGAAAGCGGGAUCUCAAAUCCAAACUCUUCUCUUCUUCUGUGGCAUUCCAACACCCACCAGCUCAAUCCAGCAUGGCCAAAGGUCAGGGUUGAGAAGGGGAGUUUCAGGUUCCACAACCACUGCCUUAAGAUGUCCUCUGAGUGCCCAAAGGAAUCUGAGCUUGGCUUAAAACAGUGGUUCCCCAAAAUCCCUGCUCCCAGUGGGAGACCUGAAAAUUGCUGGUUGCCUUGGCUUGCCCCACUGUGAUUUUUCUGCAUGUUGAAGCAAUUGUAAGGUGCUGUGCUAGUUGCCGUGCGAUUUUUAAUCAUACUUUUCUUGCUGUUUUUAUUUUUUCUAUUGUAUUUUAUUGCAUUAGAAUUUGCCUUCUGCAGAAUUCAGUUUGUCAAACAGUAAAAUACAAUGUAAGAAAUAUAUUUGAAUAUAAGCCGUAAUUUUAAAAAUCCAAUUAAAAACCAGUGUAUUUAAUGCAGACAUGGCACAGCCCACCAAAUUGAAGUUCUUGGACCACGGUUUGGGACCCCCUGGCCUGCAACAUCUGGCCUUCUCCAUGAGAGAUUGCAUCAUGAUUUUGGGAGUGCUUCCCCCCCUUUACUUAGUUUUAUUAUUAGUGUCAUGAACGGAGCCUUAAACGGCUCAGAAUGUCAAUACCUCAAGGACCCCAUACGAAUCGACCCGAACCCUGCAAUCAUCAUUUGAGACUGUUAUUCAUGUGCUCCCUCUACGAGAGGUCCAGAGGGUAGCAGCAUGAUAGCGAGUCUUCUCUGCGGUGAGAUUUCUUGCUGCAUGUAUCUGGGGCUCAGAGCAACAGGAGCAAGCCCACAUUAAUCUCUGCUGCUGAUGGAGAAGGGCCGUAGCUCAGUGACAGAACAUCUGCUUUGAAUGUAGAAGACCCCAGGUUCAGUCCCCAGUAUAUCCAAGGUGGGGCUGGGAGGGAGCCUCGUCUGAAACCCUGGAGAGCCCCUGCCUGCCUGUGUUGACAGUGCUGAGCUAGAUGGACCCAUGGUCUGAAUCUUAAGUAUAAGGCAAUUCUCUAUCAUCCUGAAAACCAGAGUGGGCAGAAACAUGGCAGUAAAACUGUGGGCGAUUUAAAACAGAAAAAACACACACAUGGUGGAAAAACCAUAAGGCAAAUCAGCCUGUCGGGCGAAAGGCCUGUCUGAAUCAUAUCUUUUUUUUUUUUUUAAAAAAAGACAUUUACUUGUUCUUUGGAAGGUUUCCAGAGAGGGUUAGAUGAGGCCUGGUCUCAGAAAAGGAACUCCAAAGCACAGGAGCAGCCAGUGAGAAGUUAUUCUCUGCCCCCCCCCUCCCAGGUGUGCAUCAUGUUCCUUAAACCCCGGGUAGCCACCAUCCAGAUAUUUCUGGAGUGCAGCUCCCAUGACCUCUGACCCCUGGCCAUUUCGGCUGAGGCUGAUGGGAACUGUAGUACAGAAAGACCUGGAGCGCGACACGCCAGCUGUCCCUAGAUUAAAUGCCCCCCCCCCCGCCGGUCUGAUUCAGCAGAGCAUUUGUGUUUUUCAUAUCUCUACAGCAUGGGUAGGCAAACUAAGGCCCAGGGGCCAGAUCCGGCCCAAUCGCCUUGUAAAUCCGGCCCGUGGACGGUCCGGGAAUCUGUGUGUUUUUACAGGAGUAGAAUGUGUCCUUUUAUUUAAAAUGCAUCUCUGGGUUAUUUGUGGGGCGUAGGAAUUCGUUCAUCCCCCCCCCAAAUAUAGUCCAGCCCCUCACAAGGUCUGAGGGACAGUGGACUGGCCCUCUGCUGAAAAAGUUUGCUGACCCCUGAUCUACAGCAUAUGGCAUGACAGAGAGAGAGAGAGAGAGAGAGAGAGAGAGAGAGAGCAGGCAGUGAGCUGCAAUUUAACUAAAGUGGCCGAUAAGCCCACAUGAAGGUUUAUUCUGGGGGGAAUAACAGCAGAGAGGAACAAAGGGACUUUAUGCUACCUUCUGUGUAGACCUGCCUGAAUGUUAAGGUGGAGGUGGGGUACUGUUCUUAGGUGACACAUAGCAGGGCCUUCUCUGUGUUGGUAUCCUGUUUAUUGAAAUAUCUCCCUUUGGAGGUGUGUCUGGCACCAUCAUUUUACUUAUUUCAACCAUUGGGCAGGAUGCAUCUCUUCACCCAGGUUUUGAGGAGCCAAUGAAUUAUUUUAGAUUGGGUUUUGUGCGUCCCCUCCCUUUCCCCCCUUUUUUGCGCUGUCAUAAUCUUUAUGCUAUAAUUGUACUUUUAAGUCAAGAGUCCUCAACCUUUUCAGACCGGUGACCCACCUUUAGCCCAAACAUGCAUUUGGGAAUUAAUUUUACACUGUAUAGUUCUACUGCAGUAAUGUUGCUGCUCUGCCCCCCUGGAGGGUCUCUACCCCACUGGCUGAGGACUGAUGGUCAGGGUAGAAAAGGAAUCGGAAGUGGAGGGAAAGGAGAGCAAGUUCAUUUUCCAGUAGCAUCAAGAGCUGCAAUGAAUAGGCGUUGGAAGGGUCAAGAUCUACACAAAAUCUUUAUUGAACCACUUUUAUUAAAUCUGCCAGGACGAUCAGGUGCAUCUAUCACUCUCAGUGUUGCCAAGCAAAAACCACCAAGAACUGACCCCAGACACUUUGUAAUUUUCCUCUUUGGAGUUUGUGACAUGACUACAACUUUUAAGAUGUUGGUGCCCUUGUUACUCUGUGCUACUUUUAUUUAUUGUUUUCAACGCUACUAGACCCAUCUGGACAACAUGUUCCAUACACUUCUUAUUUUGCUUCUUUAAUUCUGGCCAUGAUCAAUAAAGAUUUGAUUUGAUGUGCUUUGGAAGGAUUUCCAAUAAAUGACCUUGCACACUGGUACCAAAAGAUGGUGGUGCGUUGCUUUAUUAGACAAGCUCACACAAGGAGUGAGACUUGCUGGAUGUUUUACUGAGUAUGCAGGAGUUAAGUGCACCUGACUAUCCCUCGCCUGCAGCAUAUUCUCAUUUGUAGUUUUGGUUUGGGAGGGAGCAACAAGUCAGCCCAGAACCUGUAAGGAAGCUGCUUAUUAAUUUGAAACUGCCAGUAAACCAGUUUGUAUUUACCUGUCUCUUCCAUUCUUCCAAUUGACUGUGGAACAGUGUAUGAGUUAUUUGUAACAAUCCUUGAGUCUGCUUUCUAAGAAAAUAAGAAGAGCGUGCUGGAUCAGGCCAGUGGCCCUCCUAGUCCAGCAUCCUGUUCUCACAGUGGCGAACCAGAUGCCUGUAGGAAACCUGUAGGCAGGAUCUGAGCAUGACAGCAACUCUACCCUCUCAGGUGGGGAAGGGAGACCAUUAUAACACAGCACAGCCAAACUUCACUUUUAACUCCAUGCAUGAAGAUGCUGCCAGCCUCCAACAAACGUACUGUCUGGAGCUGAUACCUGUCUUGCUGCUUUUAGGUUAGCAAGCCCUGGAAGGUCCUUGCAGAAGACCAGCUCCUUUGGUUCCGGUUGUGCCAAAAAGAAGGUUACCUGCCCAACAGUCAAAUAUCUGAUUCUCCUUUCUGGAAAAGGACCCUCCGGGAAUGCCGGGAGAAGGAGCAGGUUUUAAGAACCAACUGGAAGGUAAACUCUGCGGGGGAUUCUUCUUUUGGAAUCCAUUAUGACUCUAUUAGGCAGGGGUGGGGGACCUGUUUUAGCCUGAGGGUUGCAUGCUUGUGACAGGCUGGGCCAGGGGCAGAAGUCAGCAGAGUGAGGAAUGGAAAUUUUAACCUUGUAUAAUAAGCUAGUUCCUAUAAAGCAAGAAAAGGGGGGCCACUCUUAUGCUACCCUUAUGCUAUUCAUAUAAUCAGUUAUCAGUAAUCAGUAUAUUCAUAUAUGCUCACAUAUAACAGGGCUUACAGUGAAUUUUAUAAUCCAUUUUGAAUCAAAGGAAAGCUUUGCCUAAGCUAACUGCAAACUGCUUGGAACCGCAAGUCCAGAACUGACCUUUCACCUAGUAACAUCCUGUACCCUGAAGGAAAGGGGAAGACAUGAAUCAGAGACACUGGUACAAAAUCCCCCUCAAAUGCAGGCUAAAAUAGUCCACAGAACAGGAAGGGCCAAACCACAAAACUUGGGGGAGGUAAGGCCAGGAGAUUCCCUGAGUCUCAUUUCCUUGUUCUGUCCAAACUAGGGAAAAGGUCAGACUGCGCAUCAUUUGUGCAGACAAUGGAAAGCAGAAGUUAGGGAGUGAACUCUGCGCAAGGCUAGGAGCCUGGCAGAUGCACGCUAAUUGGUUAUUCUUCGCUGGCGUCCAUGACGGUCUCAUGAUCUGUGAUUUGCUCAGGUAUAAAGACCUCAGGAUUUGUAUGCUUCGGGGUCCCAGUCUUUUGGAAAAGAUUCCAACUGGGUCCAUUAUUGCUCAGCAAUAAAACCUCACCUUCUUUUUCUCCAAAAGCUGUGUCUGUCUGAUCCUUGUUUCACUCUAAGUGGGUACCACUUUACUUUCACGUGCUACACACACACACACACACACACACGGUCAUACAUCCCUUUCCAUCCAAGCAAGCAAGAGGCAUAAUCAGAAUUCAAGGAUGCAUUAUUGCCAGGCUGGUGAGAGGUACGGCUCAGGAGGGUGGGUGACCUAGGCAGAGGCAUAUGAUGGGUAUCAACUCUCAAUGAUUUCAGACAGAGAACUUUCAUAGCCCUAUCUGGAGGCACUGGGGGGCAAGUUUGGCAUCUUUUGGGCACAAAGCAUGUGCCCUGCUAUUGAGCCUUCCCCUGCAUACAGGAACACAGGAAGCUGCUUUCUAUCAAGUUAGACCCUCGAACCAUCUACCUUAGUGUUGCUGGCUCUGACUGGCAGCAGCUCUCUGUGGUUUCAGACAGGAGCCUUUCCUAGCCUUACCUGGAGAUGGUCGAGAUUAAAUGUGGGGGCCUCCUGCAUGCACAGAGCUAUGACCCUUCUGGUGAUGGGGAAGCAGAAUGGUUGGGAUUGCUACGUGGCUGAUCAAGGCCAAUGCCGCUCCCUUGUCUUCCUUUGCAGAACCGCAUUGGCGCCGUGAGCCAGCUGCAGUACGAACUUGGGAAAGUUCUGUGCGAUGUGCAUUCUUGCGACGGGGUGGUCAUUGCGGGGUAAGUACAUGGUAGCUGGCUUCCUGAGAGUUCUGUUUUGCGGACUGAACACUUCUCCUCCCACCGGCAGCCUCGCUGGAUGUUGCGUGGCCAGUGCAAUGGGCUGUAUCCAAUGUAGCUGUGAGUUAAAGUCGCUUAGCUGUAUACUUAUUGCGCUGGUGGAAGGUUGUUGCAUAAGGGGAAAUGCACAUUCGUAUUCAGAGAUUGUUGGGCUGCAAGAAUCAGCUGUUGCUCAACAAGCUUAUGCCAAAACAACUGUUGUUCUAGAUUCCUUUGUUGGCCAGCUUUUAAAUUCUGCCAUCCGCUGGAGCAAAGGUUCUUGUGCUGAGGGUCCGAGAAUGUUGAGUGUUGCCUAGAAGAAUUGAAUUGACAGCCUAAUUGAGGUUCUCAGGGGAGGGGAAUUUUUUCAGGUACAGUUGCAUGUCAGGCUAAAGGAGUACAGCAGGUUCAACAGAGAAUGUUGGAUACAGUCCACAGUGACCUCCUGGUGUUGCCAGACUAAUUAUACUUCUCAUCAUCCCUAACACUUGGGGCUGAUGGGAGUUGUAGACCAAAUAUCUGGGGGACUACAGGUUUCCCAUCCUUGCUUUAAGACUAUAAAGUUUUAUAAACUCUCAAACACAGCUCUACAAAGUAGCCAUCUUCCGGGCUCAACCUGCUAUCACAAUCAAUCAUUUUUUGCUCUGUGUGUGUUUGCAUCCAGUCUUUCUGGCCAGUUACACAGAUCUUACAAACUUAACCAGAAUAGUAUCCAUAAUUCAGAUAAUUUGCUAGCAACACAAAGGUAUCACAUCUCUUUUGCUGUUGAUUUACUACAUGUUUUAGAAGUGGCAGCCAAAAAAAUUAUCUGUUUUUUUUCUUGUAAGAUUUUCCUUGUUUUCUGUAAUGGGCUAACAUGACUACGCCUCUGAAAAUUCCAAGGUGUAAUACAUGGGUAGGCAAACUAAGGCCCAGGGGCCAGAUCCGUCUCAAUAGCCUUUUCAAUCCAGCCCAUGGACGGUCUGGGAAUCAGUGUGUUUUUACAUGAGUAGAAUGUGUGCUUUUAUUUAAAAUGCAUCUCUGGGUUAUUUGUGGGGUAUAGGAAUUUGUUCAUAUUUUUUUCCAAAAUAUAGUCUGGCCCACCACAUGGUCUGAGGGACAGUGGACCGGCCCCCUGCUGAAAAAGUUUGCUGACCCCUGAUGUAAUGCAUUCAAAAUAAAUUCUGAAAAUCCAGAUAUGUGUGUGUGUGUGUGUGUGUGUGUGUGAGAGAGAGAGAGAGAGAGAGAGAGAGAGAGAGAGAGAAACUUGAUCACCAAAAGCCAGCUGAUUUCAAAACCUUGGUCUUGGCUUCAGGAAAACGUUCCAUACAUUGACAGUGGCAUAUCUAAGCAGCUCAUGGGAUCUCCGCUGAGAAACAAAUGGUUAAGUAUCCAUGCAGGUCCUAAUAUCCACAGCAUUUGAUUAAGCAUACUGGUAUUUCAAGGAGAUGAAUCACUUAAGAGGUUUCUCUGUUAAACUUGAGGAUUCCAGCAGAAACCCUGGAGCGAGACUUGUCUGCUUGCCUGCCUGCCUGCCUGCCUGUUUGUUUGUUUUAUUUGGAGCAUUUGUGCACCAUACUUCAGCUCCAAGAGUGGCAUAAAUACUAUCAGUUAAAAAUAAUAGGCAGUCUCCAAUCUCAGGUUUAUGAUUUUGAAGAAACCCUAAAAAUGACAUAAGGGGAAAGAAGGGAAGAGGGGAAAAUCAAACUCAGGCGUGUUAGGUAUUUGCAUGAUGGGUCACCAAACACACAUCUUGGCGAAGAAGAAGAAGAAGAAGAAGAAGAGUUUGGAUUUGAUAUCCCGCCUUUCACUCCCCUUCAGGAGUCUCAAAGCGGCUAACAUUCUCCUUUUCCUUCCUCCCCCACAACAAACACUCUGUGAGGUGAGUGGGGCUGAGAGACUUCAGAGAAGUGUGACUGGCCCAAGGUCACCCAGCAGCUGCAUGUGGAGGAGCGGAGACACGAACCCGGUUCCCCAGAUUACGAGACUACCGCUCUUAACCACUACACCACACCGGCUCUCGAAGAAGAGAGCAAGCCAGUUUUGUCCUGUUAGGUUAAGACAUGAAAUCCACUAUCCUCUUUUCAGAGUGGCUACCCAGGACCUGAACACACAAGCACUUAUUACCCCAUGCCCCUAUGGUUUCCACCAGCUUGAAUUCAGAAGCAUUAAUAACACUGGAGGCAAAGCUCUUGUGGCUUCCAGCCAUCAAUACCCAUAUCUUCCAUGAGUUAGUCCAGUCCUCUUUUAAAGCCAUCCAAGUUGGUGGCAAUCGCUGCCUCUCCUGUGGGAGCGAGUUCCAGAGUUUUAGCACUGCUCUUCAUGAAGAAGUCAUGAGCUGGGCUGCAGCUGGAGCUCUUAAGGGAGCUGAACACUGGUCCUUAUGGGAGAGAAGCUGACAGGACAGCAGAGGUGACCAAAAGGGAAACAGGAGCCUGAAUCUGUGCUUGAGAAAGUUACUGUCUAAGUAACUAAGUAUGCUAGAGCUGAAAGCAUUGAUUUAUCCACGGAUUGUGUGUGUGUGUGUGUUUUUAAUUGAAGACGGUCUCUGCAAAACAGUAUCUGUUGCUGAUGUUACUUACUUGGGGCUUAGUCACUUAUUUGCCUAAAAGGGGGCUUAGAAAUUUGAAACCUCUCAAAACACUUCUUUUUUCCAGAACUGGCUGCUCAAGAGGGUGUUGGGGAGGUGAACUCAUUUAGCUCAGUGGAAUUUGAGAUUUUCUUUUUUUUAACCCUCCCCCCCCCCCACCGCCAAGAGCCUCAGCUCGUCUUUGGAUUAAGAGCCUGACUGAUGUAUCCCCAAACCAUAAAACUGAAUCUGUUAUUUAACAGAGAUAAAACUUAUUAUUGUGGCUUUUAGCUGAAAUGUCGGGGGGGGGGGGGAGAGGCAAUGACAGUAGUUAAAAGCUAAACUCCGCUUGAUACCCUUUCUUCAUGCCUUGGAACGGGGUUUGAACUGGAGUGCUGAAUGUCUCCCCUGGGCUGCAUUUUCUGAACCACCCGAGAGAGAUUUGUCCACUCCCACAACGGCACAUCGUUUCUAUUUAUCACCACAAUUGCUUUAUCUGCAAUGCAGAGUUGAAAAGGUUUAUUAACGCAGGUCUUUUAAUGCCCUGAGCCUUAUCAAUUCUGAUCCUACGGUUUAAAAGGGGGGGGGGUGGCUUUGAGAAUGAUUGUCCCAGGUUAAUCAGUAAUCUUACCUUGACCUAGACUGGAGUAUAUAGAUCAGGUAGAGUCCCUCUCUCCCUCUCCCACCCCCUCUCUCUCCUCACCCCCUCCCAGCACCCCCCCCCUGCUUUCCACCCUCCCAGUCUUUCAGAAGCCACCAAGCGGGCGCUCAGUAGAAGUGGUGAUGUCAUACGAACUGUGAAAUUGGCUCAGCCCUGCCAUAAAUCAAUGUAUGGUAUUUUACAGCAACGCUUCGUUUUAAUGAUACGUUUUUGUAGAGUAGGAUUAGAGUCAAUUGUCUGUAUAAAAUAAAUAUAUAUCUCCUGCUCCAUUAAUGCCAGAUUCUUUGAGUGGCGGAGACGAAGGCAGCUUGAACUAAAUUCAGGGAGUAGUUCUUCCCUCCGCUUUUCUUUUUCUUUCUUUUUCAGGAUGAAAUGUUGAGAAUUGAUUGCCUCCCACUAAUAGCUAAGUCGGUAUUGACUGUGCCCCUUCAAAGGUCUUAAUUUUUGCAACCCGCCCCCCCCCCUUUUCAAACGUGGCUUCAGAUUGCAGCUGGUGCGAGGCCUCGUUCAGGUAUCUUUGGCAGAGGGGCUCGUGACAUUUUGAGGACCCCAGGGAGGCGGAUGUUUGCGCAGAUUCGGUCUAGCUGGAGAGCUGCUGAUAUCUGAAAAGACCAUUUCUGGAAGCAGCCAAGGCACACGGCAGUUCAGCCACUGCUUUCCCUCUGUGAGAUCCAGACAUUUUGCAAGCUUUUUUGGAGGGGGUCUAAUCUGACAUCACCCCAAGCAGCAUCCACUGUGGUUUUGCUCCCCCCCCCUUUGGGGGGGGUAGGGGACAUAAAAUCAAAAUUAGAUAUGGUCAUCAUAAGACCAGUUCUUUUCUGAAAAGCAGAAUAAACGUUAUUGGUGCUGGCCACUGCUGGAAGCAUCAUGCCUCUGAACAGCAGUUUCUGUGAAUCAUCAUUGGUGAGAGCGCUGUCUCACUCAGGUCUUGCAUGCCACAGUUCUGGCAGGUCUUAAUAUCUCGACUGAAACUAGAACCCUUCUCACCUUGAUCUUAGAAGAGCCAGUGUAGUAUAGGGGUUGGAGUGUCUGACUAACACCUGGGAGAGACCAGAGUUCCUAUUCCCAAUCGGCCAUGAAGCCCACUGGGUGCCCACCUCACAGGGCUGUAGUGGGAAUUAAUUGGGAUGGGGAAGAGCAACUUUCAGAAGCCACCUGAAGGCAGCCCUGUAUCGGGAGGUUUUUAAUGCUUGAUGUUUUUAUUAUGUUUUUAGAUAUGCUGUAAGAUGCCCAGAGUGACUUAGAUGGGUAGGGUAUAAAUAAAGAAGAAGAAGAAGAAGUUGUUGUUGUUGUUCAUGUGUGCAAUUCUGACUUGCUUGGAGAAAAAUGUGGGUGUAUAUGCAAUGCAGAAGCAAGGCUUUUGUGGCUCUCCCUGAGUCAGCAUUGAAGCACACAAAUCUAGCUUCCUAAGAGCCUGCCGGAUCAGGCCAGUGGUCCAUCUAUUCCAGCAUCCUUUUCUCACAGUGCCCAACCAGAUGCCUCAGUGGGAAGCCUGCAAGCAGGGCACAAGAGCACUCUCCAUCCCAGUGGUUUUCCAGCAACUGGUAUUCGGAAGCAUUCCUGCCCCCCAUUGUGGAGGCAGAGCAAUAGCUAUCGUGGCUUAUAGCCAUUGGUAACCUUCUCCUCCAAGAAUUUGACCAGUCCUCUUUUAAAGCCUUCCCAGUUGGUGGCCAUCACUGCUUCCUGUGGGAGAGAGUUCCAUAGUUUAAAAAUGCACUGCUUGAAGGCCUUCAUGUUUCUGGCUGUGGCCAGUUGCAUUUCUCCAGGAAGGAUACGAAUAGGGUGCGAAGGGAACAGCCCCUGUACUUUGCCCUUCUCCUGGUCCCCAGCCAUGCUCCAGAAGUAGUAAUGUAGGAAAGCUGCCUUCUCUCCAGCCAGACUCUUUAUCUACCCAGCUGCAUUCAACACUUUCUAUCUCUCUCCACGCAGUCCCUUUGCACCUCUGUGUCCCCGCGAGAAAGAAAAGCCCAGCAGGGAGGCACGGCCCAGCCAUAGAGGGUGGCAUCCCUACACUGGCUGGGUCAUUGUCAGUCACACAUGCCACCUAACCAAAGAGUUCAGUGCCCAGAAUGGCAUAGCUUGGCCGUGUGUUCCUAACUGCUUGCCUUCCUGCCAGCUCUUCUGUUGCAGUGACACAAAGGUGUGCUUUUUUGUGAGGGGCCUUCUCUUAGAGAAGGAAGCUGGGUUUUAGAAGGAGACUGACUUUUGUCCGUCCGUCCGUCCCCCCUCCAGUCCCCUCCACCACAGGUUGUCUGAAACAGAAGAAAUGAUAACCUAAUCAACAGGGCUAAUUUUAGAGUGCCGCUGUGGGAGUUGAGGCCCCCAAGGUGUCUUACGCAUGUUAGCUGCCUUGACGCCCACUGAAACCAUGUACAGCAAUCAUCCUGAGCCUCAAUUUACCCAAUAAGAGAUGCAUAGAAAAACUGGUCUUAUCUUACCAGAAGCAAGCUCUCUCUUUUUUUUUUUGAAGGAAACUUUCCUGUUCCGUGGUGUGUUCUGGCUAUUCCUAAUGAGCAUGUGAAUUUUUAAAGCAAAGUACUGGUCCUUCUAACCCCUAGGGAGGGUGCGGGAACUGUGGCCCUCUGGGUAUUGUUGGACUACAAAUCCCAUCAGCCCUGGCUGCUGGCCAUACAGGCUGAGAGAGGCAGCCACUGGCCCAAAGUCGCCCAGUGGGCUUAAUGGCCAAAUGGGGAUUUGAACCCUGGUCUCUUCCAGGUCCCAGUACAGCACUCUAACCACUACACAACACUGGCCACAUAUUCAUGGUACAAACAUUUGAAAUCAAUGGGCUUAAGUUAGUCACAGUGAUUAAUUUCACUGGGUCCGCUAUGAGUACAUCUUAACUAGCCGCAGCCCAUAGCAUCUAACAGUCCUUAUAUAUUGGUUGACUUAACGUCAAUAAAAGCCAACCGAAGAAUUAGAGAGAAGGAUGAAGAUGACUGGGGAAGGGGAUGCAUUUCCCCCCCACCCCACCGGCUAGAGAUUAGGGGAGUUGAAAACAGAUCGAUAGUCUCCAAGCCAGCUACUCAUUUCUCUAAUCUGGAAUUGUUCCUUAAGGCAGAAGAGAAUUUAGACUCCAGAAUGCGAUUCAUAGAGGAACAACUUGAACUCCCCAUCUGCAGAUACUUGCUAUUCUUUUUGUUUAAACAAAAAAUCUGCUGUAUGCUAAUUGUCUACAGCACCAAGUGUCCUUGAGAAGUCUGCAUUUUGCAGUGCCAUCUUAGCGGCUUUUUUUGUAAGCCUGGAAAGAAGGAGAGGGAGGGGAGAGGGAGAGGGAGAGAAAGAAAUAGGUCUUUGCAUUGUUUUGAAACCGGAGGCCCACGUGUCACAGGCUCCUGUCGCUUUAAGCUGCGCAUCUGAGACACGCAGCCAUAGAAAAGGCUGGUUGUAUCCAGCAUUGAUUAGGGGUGAGGUAACCGCAAACAUCGCAGCCUCCAAAUGAAAAGGAAUCCAAGGUCUGACCCAGAAAACAAGCAUCGUAACCGCCGCAGCGCAAAGUGCUAUUGAUAAACAUGCGCUUGCCAGAUUGAGUUCUCUGAUGUCAGGCCAUAAGCACGGGGCUCUUUAGAAAGGCGAGUGACGAGAGAGCAGGCGCUCUCGGCCCCACAGCUCAAGUGCCUAUCAAUCAAUCUCCUCGGAUGACUGAAUGGGAAGAGAGGUGAAAUUGAAGGGUUCGCCCCCCCCUCCAUAGACGAGAUGAAGCCAUCUUAAGGGGGCUGUUUUCUUCCACUUCCACUUCCACCUGGCGAACGGUGUGUUCCAUGCUAGCAUUGCCACCUAUGCAGUGUUGCACAGUGGUUAGAGUGUCAUACUAGGACCUGGGAGACCAGGGUUUGAAUCCCCCACUCAGCCAUGAAGCUCACUGGGUGACCUUGAGCUGGUUGCUGUUCCCCCCCCCCAACCUAACCUACCUCACAGGGUAUUAAAUGAGGACGGAGUGACCCACAUACACUGCCUUGAGUUCCUUGGAGAAAAACGAGGGCUAUCAAUGCAAUAAAUAUAAGUAUCUUCUUGUUAAUUCAGUAAAAGUACAAUAUAUUUGAAAUUUGAUCUACCAGGUUCGCAGAUCACAUUAUUUAUUUGCAUCCCACCUUUCAAGGUAGCGUACAUUGUUCUCCUGCUCCCAGUUUCCCCCUCCUUCCUGUGAGAUGGGUUAGGCUGAGAGUGAAUGACUGGUCCCAAGGUCACCCAGUAACCAUGGCUUAGUGGGAGAUUUGAACUCUGGUCUCUCAGGUCCUAGAUUGGCAUCUUAACCACUGCACCACAUUGGCUCUCAUUAAAUCAAAAUGCCUAAGUAUAGGGGAGGGUGGGUUGGAGACCUCUGGCUCAUGGGCAAGACUCAGUCCGCCAGACCUCUCCAUUUGGCAUGCAGAAUCACCCCCCUCCCCAAACCAGGUGCCUCUGCCCCACACCUGAUGUCAGGUGUAUGGCAGGUAGAGAUGCAUCCUCAGGAAGCCCACACUUCAGCUCAACCCAGCGGAAAGCAGGAUGGACCUCCUAAGAGUGACCUGAUGCACGUGAAGUUCAAUCCGGCUUAGUUUCCUCUGGGAAUGGCCUGGUGUGCCUGAACCUUGCAGGACUGAGUUCCUACUCAUUUGCACCCUGCAGAAAGCAGGAUCAGAACAUUAGAAGAUCCCGCUGGAUCAGGCCAAUGGCCCAUCUAGUCCAGCAUCCUGUUCUUACAGUGGCCAACGUGAUGCUUGUGGGAAACCUGCAAGCAGGGCAUGAUCACAAGAGCCUUCUCCCCUCCCAUGGUUUCCAGAAAAUGGUACAGUGGUACCUUGGUUCUCAAAUGUCUUGGUACUCAAACAACCUGGAACCCAAACACAGCAAACCAGGAAGUAAGUGUUCCGGUGUACAAACUUUUUUUGAAAGCCGAACGUGCUCCGUUUUGAGUGUUACGCCUCCGUUUUCAGUGUUAUGCUGAGGUCUGUCUGUUUUUGCCAUUUAUUUUGUGUGGUUUUUUUGCGGCUCUUUUUGUUUUGUUUUGGUGGCUGUGUGGAACCCAGUUCAGCUACUGAUUGAUUGAUUGUGUGACUGCAGUACAUUGUUUAUUGCUUUCAUUUUAUGGAUCACUGGUCUCGUUGGAUAGUAAAAUUCAUGUUAAAUUGCUGUUUUAGGGGUUGUUUUUAAAAGUCUGGAACGGAUUAAUCCAUUUUGCAUUACUUUCUAUAGGAAAGCGUGCCUUGGUUUUGGAACACUUUGGUUUUGGAAUGGACUUCCGGAACGGAUUAAGUUUGAGAACCAAGGUACCACUGUAUUCAGAAGCACUACUGUCCCUGACUGCAGAGGCAGAGAAUAGCCGCUGUGGCUAGUAGCCAACCAUAGCCCUCUCCUCUGUGAAUUUGUCCAAUCCUCUUUUAAAGCCGUCUAAGUUGGUGGCUGUCCCUGCCUCCUGUGGGGGUGAGUUCCAUAGUUUAACUCUGCGCUGCAUGAAGAAGUACUUUCUUUUAUCUGUCAGGAUUGAACUCCCUGCCCAGCAACUUCCAGAGUCUUGGAAGGUUCCUGAGCAGUGUCUGCACAGCUGCAGAACCCAUGCAUGCGUGUGACUAUGCAGAGAUAACAAAAAACACAUCAUAAGUAUAAUAAGUCAGUUCUAAAAUUUAAGCAGAUGGAAGAAUCCCUCUUGGAAGAGCAACAAAGAGUGCUGAGAUGCCUUAAAUCAAGGGGACAGUUUUCAACUUGAGAGCCACAUUCCCUCAUUGUUAACUUUCCAAGGGCCUCGUACCCAUGGAGGGUGGGAAGACCUUAUUCAUUUUUUCAGCCUCCCUCCAGAAUGUGCUCACCUAUGAAGCCCAACGGCAGAAAUUUUGAGUUUAUGAGCUGUUGGAUAUUAGGUUUUCUAGGUGUGCAGUGACCAGCCUCCUGUCUCUUUCUUUCCAAUCAACCAGGAACCAGCUAGACUUCUCAGUUUUGACUAGUUUAGAAUGUCUCCCACUCUUUCAUCAGUAAGAUAUUUCUUCUUCUUCAAAAGAUAGCUGUUUGCCAGCAGUGGUGCUACGGACGAUCCUCUUAUUGACGGCUUAUUUUGGGGUGUGUUUGUCAGCUUUGCGUGGCGUAUCUUGCAGUUGUACUUUGCACAAACACUAAUUAGACAGCCAUCAACACUAGGGGCCAAAGGCUUACUAACAAUGCAACAGUGAUAGCCGAGUCUUAAUUGGCUGAGUAUAAUUGCCAUUAGGCAAUGAUAAGGACAUCUGGGGCUCUGGAGAGAGAUUGAUUUUGGCAUGGCGACUCGAGCUUUCUGCAGCUUUCCAAUAUUUAUUUAUUUAUUUAUUUAUUUAUUUUUUCUCCGGGAAGUUGCCACUUCGUUGGGAUAACACCCAGCUCCGUUCUGCCUCUUGCAGAGUCAGCCUGGCUGAAGCACCUCCUUUGUUUGGUUCUCAUUCGCGCCUCGGUCUCUGCCAGCAGGCUCGAGAAACUGGAUGCAUAAGAAGCCGAGCCAGGGGUCUUCAACGCGGUGCCUGCGGGCGCUAGCGUGCUCACCAGCACCCCCUGUGGCUCCUGCAAAAGGUCUCCGUAAACAUCCCCUCAAACAUCCACAAUGCAUGAGCAGCUCUCUGCUGUUGCUGCUCAGUUCCUGCUUUCACUGGCUCUGCCUCACAAGCCAAUAUGUCACGGCAGCCAUUUUGUGAUGUGUGACGGCGCCGCCCCCCCCACGCAUGGCAGCCAUUUUGUGACUGGCUCCUACAGCCCUUUAUCAAAAUUCCAAAUGUGCCCACUGGCCUCAAAACAGUUGGUGACCCCUGAGUUAUAGCACGUCACUAAAUAUGGGCCAAGCAUACCCCUUCACGAGAGACCGAUGAUGGCACUUCCUGGCAUUUCUUCUUCAGUUCAAAAGCUGUCACGUGGUUGGUGGGGAUUUUGAUGAGCUUCUCCUCCCCACUUCCCCAACGCUAUCUGUCCUGUCAAAAUCUGAGAUCCCUCCUCCAAGAAACAGCUUCCUUUAAGUAAAAUCUUAAACUUCAGGAGGCCUGACCACACAACCCUUGUGUCUUGAAUAGCUUGAUGCUGCGGCAUCCUUUGUUGGAAAACAAAAUUGAGAUGCGGAGAACUCCCAAGUGAACCUUGGAAUCAGUGAGAGGCUGGAUUUGGCAUCUCAGAAAGGCCUGGGAAGCUCUACUCUUGUCCUUGUCCUAACUGGUCCUGAGGAAGGAAGCAGCAUAGACACAACAGAAUGGCCUCAGCACUUCUUGUCAGGUUUUAUGCUCCUUCGGAUAGGCCUGGAAGAGACUGUUUGUCCGCAGUCCUGGAGGGAAAACCUGUGAGAGUUGGGGAACAUCUGGCUCGCAAGUAGUAUUCAGCCUGCUAGAGUUCCCCAUUUGGCCUGACAGAGCAUUCCUCCUCUCCCCACAAACAACAACAACUCCAUUAUACCUGAUGUCAUAUGCUUCACCCACCUGUCAGAGUUGGACCAUAGGGUGGGGAGAUAAAGAUCUGGCCCACCGGACCAAAACUACCCCCCAACCCCUAUUUAAGAGUCACCACCAUACUUGCUUAUGUUGGUCAUCCGUUCCAACUGCGUGCAAUGGAAACUCUUCUGUGACACUCUCCUUUUGAGUUUCCCCCUGAUUUUCUUUCAUCGCAUCCAAGCAGAGGGAGCUGCUUCCAAGUCAUAGAGUGCUAGGGGUCUGUUUUGCUUCCUGUACAUAAGGAUGGAAAAAAGAGACCCCUGCUGGGUCAGGCCAGUGGCCCAUCUAGUCCAGCCUCAUGUUCUCAUAGUGGCCAAGCAGAUGCCCCAAUGGGAAACCCGCAAGCAGGACCCAAGCGCAAGCUUAUUGUUGUAUCCCAUCCCCCCGCCGCCGUCCCGUGGCAUUGCUACCUCCCAGCAUGGCAGAACUUGCAUCAGCAAAGUGGCUGAGCCUUAUCUUAAUCACCCUAGUGGUGCUUGAGGUAGAUGCAACAUCUGUUAGGUACAAUGCCGUAUCGAGUUCUGAGGAUUUUCUAGGUCCACUGAGUCCAGCAUCCUGUUCUCACAAGGCCAGCCAGAUACUUAUGGAAAGCCCGCAAGGAGGACCUGAGUACAAUAGCAACAUUCCCCUAUGUUAAGAAAGGAAAGCCAAAUAGGGAUCUCUGCGUUUUGCCUAAGGAUAGAACUGAGCGACAGCUGGUUGCUGUAUUUGCAGAGGCGGGGGACCAGCCUCCCCAGGAGUCCUGCGGGCAACUUGACACCUGCAGAGCUCCUGAAAGUCUGCUACUGUCUUAUCGCGUUCUGCCUUAAGACUGUUAAAACACGCAAGCAAGGAAGGCUUGAGCAACAGGCCUUUUUUCCACAUCUAGUCCAACAAAAGAGUCUUGCGUAACCCAAAAGCUUGCACCUGUUUUGUGACUCUUUCGGUUGGCCUAAGAAAGGCACAUUCCUCUAGUAACAGUUGCCACAACUCUACUAUGUUAAGAGGCCUGCUGAAAAUGUUUUCAUUUCAGGAAACCUGUCUUAGCUGAUUUAGGUGCAUUUGCUCCAACUUUUUAUUGGUUGUAUCUUGUUUUUUUAAUUGAUGUUUUAAUGUAUAUUUCUCUUUGGGUUACCUUUUGUCAUGUGUUGCGUAUACCGUAAUCAGAUUUCUGCACUGCUUGGAUAAUCCCAAGCCCACCCCAUCCCCUGAGCAGGUGAUAUAUAAAUUUCCUGAAUAAAUAAACAAAAUGGAGUUUGGAGGUUUUCUAAUAAAACAGUACCCUUUUUUGUGUGUGUAUCGCAAGUCUGGAGAGAUGCUGCUGAACUCCCAUCUCCCCCAGCCAUGGGCCACACUUGCAGGGGCCGAUCAGAGUUUCUCUUCAGCAACACCUGGAAGGCCAAAGUUCCCCCACACCCGGCGUUGCCCUUUUGUUCACUUGUGAACGCAGCUGGUAGCAUGAGUUUAAAAAAAGAAAAGGAAAACCAAGAGCAGUCCAGCCUCAUUUGCAAAAGGGUCUUGUUCCUGUCGAAGUGGGAGGCCAAGAGGAGGAAAUGGUGGACGGGAAGAGAAACACCUUGCUUUUGCCCACGACCACCGAGUUCCUUCUCCGUUGGCUCCCCCUGACUCCGACGCUCGCUUUUUUUUUUUGAACCCGUUUCCCGCUUUCCCUUCCAGCUACACGUCAGGGGAUGUGAAGCUGUGGGACACUCGCACCUGGGACUACACCGCUCCUGCCCUGGACCCCGAGCGCGGCUUGGCCGAACCCGGCCCCCGGCCGCAUGCCUCCUUUGUGAGGAUAAACAGCUCCCUGGCAGCGGCAGCGUACGAGGAUGGUAAGUUAACGGCGACUCUUUCCUAAUAUUGUUUUCUAAAAGCGCCCCCCCCCCAGCAGCUGCGCCCAGCUUUUGUGUGCUCGCGUGUGUCUCUGUGACAGCGACUCUAAUCCUUUCUGCACACAACGUGUGUGUGUGUAUGUGUGUGCUCACACUUGCUUUUAUGUGGGGAAAAGUUGGCUGGUAACCCUCGGUGCAUUAGGAGGCCUUGGAUCGCGCUGCCCAUUAAAACGGCUGCUUUUAAUUCCUCCUGGAGCUGCCACUCGGGGUAACCGUGCCAGGCUGCAGCCCAGCCAAACUCGUCUUGAGCAAACAACUUGUUUUGGCUCUCUCUCUCCCCCCCCCUUUUUCUUGAGACGCAGGGAGAUCAGCUCACGAGACAAAAGAGCGAACCAGAUAUUGUUUGAUGAAUGCAAAUCCGGGCCUUCUGCCUCGUUUCCCUUCCUCUCCCCGUCCCCUGCCCCAUCUCUGGUGUGCUGAGCACACAGAGAAUAUAUGGCAAAAUAAAGUCUGUGGAUCAGCUUUGAUCUGCCUUUCCUUCUUGGACAGCAAGAGAAGGUGGCUGGCCUGCAAAAGAAAUGCACGUGUCCGUGGCCAAAAAUGUGUGUUGGAUGCACACUUGCAGAGGGAGACAAGAGCGGGGGGGGGGGGUCUCUUUCUGUGGGAUCUAGAGGCCCUCUGUUAGGCAUGUUUUCCAAAUGAGCAAGCGUGGUUGUUGCCGGAAGUAGCAUGGCCACCUGUGCAGCUGCACUCAAAAAGGCCUGUCUAAACUUGUUGCGUUGAUCAUGCAAAGGAUAUUACGACUGUUUAUUGUUUUUGUCCUCCUAGCAGCUCCUGGGCUGGUCGUUCUGAUUUGCGCUUUACAGCGAGAGGGAUAGAAACCAAGAGUUGGGGGUAACAUAAACUGGUCCCAAGUUGUUAAGGGUUUUAUACAGACCCUCCAAGUUCUCCUGUUUUCCAGGGACAGUCCCGGAUGUACAGAAGCCAUCCUGGUUUCUGAUUUGAUCCUGGAAUGUCCCACUUUUCCUUAGGAUGUCCCUGUUUUCAUUGGAGAAAUGUUGUAGGGUAUAGAGUUAUGCAGCCUCCAAGCCAAGGAGAUAAGUAACUAUACAACCUUUAGAAGACAUCUGAAGGCAGCCCUAUAUAGGGAAGUUUUCUUUAAAAAAUGCUUAAUGCUUUAUUAUGUUUUUAUACAUGUUAGAAUCCACCUAGAGUGGCUGGGGCAACCCAGUCAGAUGGGUGGGGUAUAUAGAACAGAACAGAAUAGAACAGAACAGUAGAAUGGACAUAUUCAUCUGAGAAAUGUUGGAGGGUAUGCUUUAUAUGCUAAUAGUAACACAUGCCUACUAGUUUGCUCCCAGACACAAUUCAGAGUGAUGAUAGUGAUAACCUUGUAAAACCCUCAAUGGCUUGUGCCCAGGACACCCAAGGGACCACCUCCUCCCUCCUUCCAAAGAUCUGAAGGAGAAGCCCUUCUCUGAGGACUGUUGAGGAUGAUUAGCGGUGGGGCCUUUUCAGUGGCUGCACCAAUACAGUGGAAUAGCUUUCACCGUAAAGCACAGAUGGACCCCUCUGGCUGCCUUUUGCUGAUGGGUAAAAACAUUUUUGUUCCACCAAGCUUUUGCCUUGCUUCCUCUGCUGUAGUUGCUUUUUAAAUGGAUUAUAAUGUGUUUUAUUUGUUUUAAAAGAUUUUAUCUUUAUUUUCAUUUUUACAGUAAUUUCAAACAGUUACAACCUGCCGUCUGUGGUGCAGUGAAAUGGCAGGAUAGACCAUAUUUGUCUGUGUAUAACACGAACACAUGUAUAAAACAACACCCUAUUUCUGGAAGCCCCAAAUUAAGAAGUUUAAAAAUUAAGAAAGUUGUUGAGUUUUGCAAAAACAUUGUUGAGCAUCUUUUGUAAGUUCACUGGGUGGUUGUUGAGCUGUUUUCCAACAAUCCCCCGCUCUGGCUGACGGUACUGUCACCGUCUACUCUUCCUGAGUGGGCAAGCAGCCCGUGUAUAAGACGACCCCCCAAAAAUUUUAUACAUUGAAAAAUACGGUAAUAUAUUUUUAUAUACAGUAGGUAAGUCAAAAUAAAGUGUUGGAUCUCCCCGCCCCCCCGCUAAAUUGUAAGUUCUGUAGUUAUUUCAUACUACUGUUUAAGCCUGCCAGGCACUGUGUUACUGAACUGUAACCAUCAAAUAGACAACAUUUGACCAAUAAAAAAACUCUUAAUUGUUUAAGAAACCUAAGCUCAUAAUGUAUGAAGAGGGCCUAAGUCAGCUUUCCGCAGCCUCUCUCCUCCUAACGCCUUGGACUACAAAACCUAUGGUCCCUUGCCAGCACAGCCAAUGGUCAGAGAUGAUGGGAGGUAUAGUCCAAAAACACCUGCCAGUCCUUUCCCAAUGGCACAUAGGAAUAGAGGGAGCUGCUUUAUCCCAAGUCAGAUCAUAGGUCCAUCUAGCUGCACACUGCCUACCUUGACUGGCAGCAGCUUUCCAUGAUUUCAGACCAGGGUCUCUCCCAUCUUUACCUGAAGACGAUGGGGAUUGAACUGGGACCUUCUGCCAUCAAAGCGAAUGUUCUACCCACUUGAAGCUGCAGCCCUUCCCCUAUUUUCCUUCCCACCCCAUUUUUCCUUUUUAAAAGGGUAAGUUUGCUGAGACUUUUCUUUUGCAUCUGGAGCGGCAGGGGAGAAGAGACCAAAAUAAUUUGCUCUGUUUUCAAAGCUACCUCAAGGCCUUUAUUUCGUGCUUUUCCUCAACCCCUGCUUCCUUUUCUUUUGCGUACGUGUGUGCGCAUGCGACCAGCACCGAGAAGCCAUCUGGUAGCAAUAGGAGGCAGCGCCGUCGGCCUCCUCUGUUGAAGCCACUCUGCAAACGCGUUCGACACGACACAGUUUUUUCCCUGCUCAGCAAAGCUCAAGCUGCGAUGCCCUUGGCAGCCGAUCUUCGCGAGGAGCCAUCAAGGCGGCUCCUGCCCCUUCAGAGGAGGCCUUGUCAUUCUCACAGCCUGCCAGUCAAUGCAGCAAGUUCUGUGGGUCACCUCGCCGAUGGCGUCCUUCUGCUCGCACCCACUACAAAACGGGUAGCCAAACACAAUGCACCCUUCAGUUGCCGAAAUGGACCUCCAUUACCCACUCGACUGUUGACAGUGCAGGCUUGGGGCUGAUGGGAGUUGUAGUCCAUCAACAUCUGGAGGGUACCAAGUUGGCUACCACUGCAAUAAGCUGUUAGCUCAGUUGGGACCUUCUCGUUUGCUUAUCCCUGCUCUGCAAGCUAACCCUGGAGAAAAAUGGUCAAUACAGUGAUGGAGCUAAGCGUUUCAAGGAAUCAGAAUUGCUCUGGGGAAGGUUUCCCUCAAUUUUUGAGAGGCAAAAACUCAGUAGUAGGAGCAGCAGUUGUGUUUCUUUUGAAGUCAAACAGAAAUGAGGGGCAGUGCCAGCAAGGGAGCCAAGAGGAAGAAGCAUUGGCAGGUCAGCUGUUUUCAUCCUGAGGAACAGGAUGAGGAGGCAGUAAAGUCCAACUCUCAGAAGAUCUUGCUAAGAUCUUUAAGAGGUGAGGAGCUGCCCUUUCUGGAUUGGGUUACACUUCUUCUGGAGGAAUAGACACUCAGCUCAGAUCCAUCACUGCCAUUGAAAGCACAACUGGCAUCAUAGAAUUACAGAGUUGCAGAGACUGAUGAGACCCAAAGGUUCCCUCUAGUCCAACUCCCUGCAAUUCAGUAAUCAAAGCGAAUUGAUACAUGACAAUUGGCCAUCCACUUUCUAGAGAAUUACCGUAUUUUUACAUGUAUAAGACUAUAUCCACCCCCCAAUUUUUUCAAUUUUAAAUUUGGGGGUUGUCUUAUACAUAGAUUGUGCAUAUGGGGGAUUUCUUUAUUUGGAGUCCCAAAAAAUAGGGGUCGUGUUAUACACGAAAAAAUAUGGUAAUUUAAUUCAGCUUUGGUUAUUUGUUCUGUGUUUUAUAAUAUUAAUGAUGUUCUAAUGAUUUUAUCAUACACCAUCACAAUAUUUUUAGGAGCUGCCAGUUUAUAAAUAUUCUUAUAAAUAGAAUAAGAUGGUGCUUAGGGCUUACAUAUCAGCUUCAACUGGUGGUUCAGUUGCGAUCCUAUCUGGAUGGUGAUAGAACCUGCCUUCAGUUGCAUUUUAUUCUUCCUCAGAGUUGCUGCCUCUGAGACUUUGGACUCUGGGAUUUAGGCAGCUUCAAACGUUCCUUAAGUUCUGGCACUUGUAAGCCUUUUUCUCACCCCACCGUGGAACUGCAAGGGGGCUACGCUGUUCAAAUCCAUGUCAUCAUCCUCAAAGCUUCCUAGCCUCUGCCAUGGGUAGAGACUCAGCCAUUAGGGUGAAUGGGUCCCUGCCCUGCCCUGCCCUCAGCCAGCCUAUACCUGCCUGCUUUCCUACUUAAGACCAGUCCAGUGGGUUGCCUGUCAGCUUCCCCCUCAUUCUCCUCUACCUCAUUAUUGACCUUGUAGAACUCAGCAGGAAAUAAGAUGAAGACAAAGUAGAAUGAGUUGGCUCUGCCUUCUACUGCCUUUGACUCCACCUGCUACUGGCUUUGACUCCACCUUCUACUGGCUUUGACUCCGCCUUCUACUGGCUUUGACUCCGCCUUCUACUGCCUUUGACUCCACCUGCUACUGGCUUUGACUCCACUUACCACUAGCUCUGGCUUCACUUCCUGUUUGGGCUCCCUGCCUCCCUCCCUCCCAGCCCAAACAGGCACCAGCCACACACCGAAGAAGUGGUGGAAUCUCUUCCCAGCUUUGCCGGCUCAUCCCUUGUGCUCACCUACCCUCGGAAGCCCAAGGUGGCUUGGCAUCCGAAUCCACAGUCGUGGCGUUCAAUUUCCAAGUGAUCAGACUCCUUAUUUUCUUUCGCCUUGUUUCCCAUUGUCAGCACUGGCUGCCUUCCACUUUGGGUUUUUUUUUGUUGUUUUUGUUUUACUCCUCUAAUUGCCUUCCACGUUGCCUUUACCCGAAAUGAAUCAAAUCAAAAUGCUUUUCCUGGAGCAUUAGAUAAAGCAGGGGAAGGUUUUCUGGGUAAUGAAGCAGAUGCUUCUAAUGCUGGAAGGUGGGGGGGGGGGGGCUUGCCAGGGCUCCAUCUGCUCCAUGCUUGCCUGGGUCUGGCACAGAGCCACAGCCUUGAGGUUUGGAGAGGGGAGGGGGGACACUGUUUGCUUUCACCCCCUGCCCUGCACAGGUCUGAUUCACACCAUGAAAAGUUUUUGAGUUGCCACAGGAAGGUGGGUAGAAACGACCCCCUUUUCGUGGUGGCACUCAUGCAGACAAAGGCAGGGCUCCUCUCGGAUUCUUGCAAAGGGUAUCUUGCUUUGUCCAUGUGCAUCUGCCUCAUGCAGGAUCAGACCAUCGCUCCAUCUAGCUCAAUAUUGCCUGCACUGACUGGCAGGGGUUCUCCAGGGCUUCAGAGAAGGGUCCCCUCGCACAUUGCCAGGCAGGCAGCAGCUCUCAAGGAGGGUGAAAUGUAAGCAGGGCCCUAGAGGAAGCUCCUCAAGCCAGAUGGAGAUGGCUUCAUCCGACCCCUGGACCAGAGCUUCCCCACCCUCUUUUAAAGCAGCCUAAAAAUGUCAGAAGCAACCCAAUGACUGUUGUCUAAAAUAACCUCCAUAACCACCACCACCAUUGCAAUGGUGGUUUGGACUUGGGUGGCUUGCUCUCUGCAGGGCUGUAGUCUUGAUCAUGAUGCUCGCAGUGCUCAUUUUUUGUUUAACGCUUUUUUAAAAAGUGUUAACUUGUUUUUAUGGAGCCGGGAGGGGGGGGGCAGCUGGUGUUCCAUGCUUUUCUUCCUUCCUUUUUUUCCCCUUUUGAAAAACCAGCUUAGCUCUUAUUUACCUUUCAAACAAUCAACAUAAUAGCCAUUAUGUCUCAAAGUAAAUUUGGAAAAAUCCGACUCGGAGUGCCUUACGGCUCCACUGGGGCAGUUUUAGUUGGGACUCCUUCUCUUUUUUUGGCUCUUUGAUGGAAGCCUAAUUGCAGUUUUGGCUCUGUUGCGCGCAGAACAAGGUGGCUAAUUGUUUAGGCAAAUAGAUUAAUUCAAGUAUGCAUCCCUAAUAAUAACAUAAAGACAACAACAACCCCAAAAUGGCUUCUGUGAUGGCUUUUUGCUCCCAGGACAAGGAGUAUAAAUCUUUCAGAAAGAGUGCCAUUAGAUAGCUCCCGAGAUUAUGGGCAUUAUUUCUCGGUGGGGGAGUGCUUCUAAGGCACCAAAAUAAUCUUUGCAGAAGUGCACAUAAAUAUGUUUAAAAUUUUGUUUGGAUGCCGUUUCAUUAACACACUCUUGCUUUGCUUCCUUUGGGAUGUGGGGGAGAUGUCUGCAAUCCAUCUGCAGCUGCCUUCUGAGUCUUUCUGCAGCCUUCUGGAAGCCAGCACUCUCCCCAUUUGUUAAAUUCAGAUAGGGAAAGGAAAUGUUACCAGCUCCGAUUCCCCUUGAACUUCUGAAAAGCUGUGCUGGAGAAACAUGAAGAGCGAGAGUUUCUUGCUGUGAUUGGCCCAGAGUUGCAAACAGAGGGGAAAGGGCAUAGCUCAGUGGUAGAGCAUCAGCUUUCCAUGCAGAUGGUCCCAGGUUCAAUCCUUGACAUCUCCAGGUAGGGCAGAGAGAUACUCCCUACCCAAAACCCUGGAGAGCCUCUGACAGUACUGAGCUAGAUGGAGCAAUGGUCCCACUUGUCAUAGUGAUCAGCCAUAGAUCAUUGGAGGAGCAUCUGCUUUGCAUGCAGAAGGGUCCAGGUUCAAUCCCUAGACUCUCCAGGUAGGACUAGGAGAGAACCCUGUCUGAAAUCCUGGAAAGCCACCAACAGUCAGUGUAGACAUCACUGAUAGGUGGCUCAACAGGUCUGAGCCACUAUAUGACAGCUUCUUACCUUCCUAUGCAAGCCAUGGGGAAGGUCCAUAGUUCAGACUUGGAUCACCUGCAUGCAGAAGGUCCCAGGUUCAAUCCCUGGCUUGUCCAGGUAGGGCUGGGAGAGACUAUUUGUUUGAAAUCCCGGAGAGCCGCUGGCAGUCAGUGUAGACAUUACUGAGCUAAACGGUCCCUUGGUCUGACAUGGAUUAAGGCAGCUUUAUUUAUUCCUAUGCAAAGUGGAAGUUGGGUAGCCACCUUGGAGAGCUCCCUGUGGAAAAAGGGUCAGGAUUAAGCUGUACAUGUGGAGCCUUCAAUAUGACUUCUUCUUUUUUCUUUAUUAUUUUUUAUUUAAAGCUUGAUAGAACAAAUAAAAAAUACAGUGGUACCUCGGGUUAAGAAUUUAAUUCGUUCCAGAGGUCUGUUGUACUCUACAAAGAUACACACCAAAUACCAAGCUCUUGUGUUUAACAUAAAAAUUGAAAAGAAAAUAGAGAACUAGAAAAAGAAAAGAAGAAAAACUUCAGACUCUCCAUCUAUUAGCUUUAAAUAUAUAUAUAACAUUUUUGCCUCUUAAUUACAUUAAACUCUUCUACUUCCCAUUACCCAACCUUAUCCUUUUCCCCCCAGUCUUCAUACCCUGAUACCACAAGUUCAUUUUCCUUAUUGCUCAGAAAGUCCAUAAGGGGUUUCCAAUCAUUAAUAAAUGUCAACAGUGAUUUUUCUCUAAUUAAGCACAUCAACUUUCCCAUCUCAGCCAAAUCCAUUAAUUUCAAUAACCUUCCAUAGUAGGUAAUAAUGAGUCCUUCCAUCCUUGUGCAUGUAACAGUCUUGCCACUAUAAUCAUGUAUUGCAAUAGUUUUCCAUAUUAUUUUUCUAAUUGUAUAUCCAUAAGCCCCAGCAGAAGCAGCUCUGGUUUCAGUUGGACAUUAACCUUCAAAAUCUUCUGUACCAAUGUAUGCAUUUGUAUCCACUAUUUCUUAGCUUUUUUUACACUACCACCAAGUGUGAUAAAAUGUCCCUUUUUGUUCCUGACAUUUCCCACAAACAUUUGGAACACUCUUAUGCAUUCUAGCUAAUUUCUCAGGAGUUAGAUACCAACGAUACAUCAUAUUAUAAAAAGUCUCCUUUAAGUCAUAGCACAAUGUAUCGUUUAACCCUUUAGUCCACAUGUGUUCCUACUGUUCCAUCGGUAUAUUAUAACCAUUAUUAUUUUUUGCCCAUUUACUUUGGCUGCUCAGGGUUCCUGACAGCCAUUCGCUAAGAGAAGGCAGCUCCACUUCACCACAAUUCUCUAUUGGUGGUUUCCCCCCCAUUUCAUUCAGGGCAUGUCCAUGGCUACUGACCGUGCUCCAUUGUCUUUGGGCUUUGAGUGAUAGGAAGGGGUCCACCCUUAGUUUUUUAAAGGAUUGUGGGGCUGAGCAGGCUAAUACUUCCUUCACCUUUCUCAGCAGCCCUAUUUAGGCUUCAGUUUUGCUGGCAUUUGCAAUAAGCCAUGGUUUGACUCCUCAUGAUGUACAAACAUGGCCUUCGUCUGUUUCUGGAUGGCUGCAUGCCAGGGCGAGUUGCUGUGUAGGGAACUGGCUAUGUCACUCAGCUAUGUUUUUCUUAUGUGAAGAAAGCGUUUAUGUCUCAUGGAAUACAUAAAGGAGUGUAUACAGCUCUUAAGGAGUAUAUACAGCUCUUAAGUGGCUUCAGUCCUAUGCCAAUUUAUUCUGCGUGGAUGUCCUCAAAAGCUUUUCAGCUACUUCUUCUCUUGUGGGUGGUGCUGGUGAGGAGCUUACCUGUCUCUAUAUUGCUGCUUUCUUGUGAAAAUCAAUAAAAAACCUACUUUCAUUUGUAUUCAACUGACCGUCAAUCAGUUUCAUUUGGCAAGCCAGAUUCUGCUGGCUGCCCUUGCUGAGAUUCAGGUGCCCCCUGAGAUCUCGUCAAAUGUUAGCGAUUACUCCAUGGAACGGAUCUUGGUUUGAUGAACCCUCCAGAUGGUUUUGUGGUUGGCAGCAUGAAUGGAAAUAUUCCACCACAGCUACUGAUUCUCCAUUUUUUUUUUUGUUUUUCUGGUGCACAGGGACGAUUAAGGUGUGGAGCCUGCUGGUCGGCCGUGACCCGAUCCAUUGCUCCCAGCACAAUCAGAAGAUACAAAGCUUGGCCCUUUCGGCUGAAGGGGCGACGAUAGCAACCGCAUCCGCCUUCCAGGUCAAAGUGGAGAGCGCCAAUGACAAGGGCUACUGGGAGACGGCUGCAGAGUUUGAAAUCCAGAAACUGGUGAGACUACAGCGCCCAUCAUCCCUGACCAUUGGCCAUGCUUGCUGGGGCUGAUGGGAGUUGGGAGUCCAAGAAUCUGGAGGGCCACCGAUUCCCCAUCCCGCAACCAAAGAGCCCAAUUCACCAGAUCAUUCAGGUUAAGCUCGACCUUGCGCUAAAUGGCAGCUACAGAUCUGGUGCUCUUCUCUCCCUAAUACAGGUUCGGGGGACCCUACAGGUUCCAUCAGACAUGGCCAUUGGCCAUGCUGGCUGGGGGUUGACAUGCUCUAGGAAUCCAAAAUUAUAUAUACAUUCAUACCUUGGAAGCUGAACGCCUUGCGAGUUGGAACGUUUUGGCUCCCGAAGGCUGCAAACCCAGAAGUGAGUGUUCUGGUUUGUGAAUGUUCUUUUGGAACCCAAACGUCUGGCACAGCUUCUGUGGCUUCCGAUUGGCUGCAGGAGCUUCCUUCAGCCAAUCGGAAGCUGUGCCUUGGUUUCCGAACGUUUUGGAAGCCGAACGAACUUCCGGAACGGAUUCCGUUCGGCUUCCAAGGUACCACUGUGUGGAGGGGCGCAGAGCUUCCCCAUCCUGACGGGUGUGGGGACCUGGUGUCUUGACAAAGGUGGGUUUGGUUUUACAUCUCUAAACACUGCAGUGGAGAGAAAAUGCGGAGACGGGGCAAACCAGCCAGAUGGGCUGGGCAUAAAUAAUACCAUUAUUAUUAUUAUUAUUAUUAUUAUUAUUAUUACAUCAGCUCCAUUGCUUUGGGUGAUUGUUAUAUGGAGCUCUGGGAUGGAAGGAAAUUGCCAUCUAUGCUCAUGCCCAGGAAAAAAAACAAGGGCCCAAGGAGGAGUUCUUUUAUACCAUAAUUCAGAAGGUGCUCCACCAUGGAGUUAUGGCUCGUAACAGUGGAAGAAGCCAGUAGACAAAUAAAAAGGCAAAACACCAGUUGAAUUUUUUGUUGGGGUGGGUGUGUGGGGUCAGCAGAGAGGAAGGGAAGCUGUUAGAGAGAAGAUGAGCCCCAAAGCUGAGGUUCUUGCAGUCACUGUAACCCCCUGACCCCUUGCAGGUAGGCUCACUCUGCCUGGUCCCCCGCGUUAUGGGCCUCCCUGUGGCUGUAGCCACUGCGGAAGAUGUCAUCUAUCUGCUGAAGGUUGGGGACUCAGCCAAGGUCCUUCAUUCUGUCUACGGUCAGCCUGCCACAUGCCUGGACGUCACUUCCAGCGAGGCAGCGUUCGGAGUGAAAGGCUUCGGCUGGUUGAUCAACGAGACCAACAAGGUAUUUCAGCCUUUUGUUCUGCAAAAUGUCUUGAGUUGCCCCCUGUAUAAGGCAUAUCAAUGGUUGCUCGCUCAUGAUUGACUCUCCUAUAUUGCGUGGAAAUCUUGCUUAUUACUUUUAUGCCACAACUAACAACGAAUACCAUUUACUCCGCCAUCUUAACAUCGCUGUUGGCAAGAGCUCUCCAGGGCAGGGGUGAGGAACCAUUGGCCCUCCAGAUGCUUCCUGAACUACAACUCCCAUCAGCCCCCAGCAAGCACAACCAGUGUUCAGGGAUGAUGUAGUUCUCUACACCUGCCCUAGAGGCAUGAGAUGCAAGUUUUGCCCAUCUGCCUGGUGUUGUUGUUGUUUAAAGCUCCAAAAUGACUCACUUCGUAUUCACCCAGCAAAGUUUCGCCCUAGUUUUAAAGGGAACAUGGGAAGCUGCCAUCUCCUGAGUCAGACCAUUGGUCCAUCUAGUUCAGUGCUGCCUACACAGACUGACAGUGGCUCUCCAGGAUUUCAGACAGGAAGAUUUUUCCCAGCCCUACCUGGAGAUGACGGGAAUUGAAACUGGGGCCUUCUCUCUUGCAAAGCAGGUGCUGUGCCACUGAGAAUAAGGAAUAACCCCCUGUUGUUCCAGUAGAGGCCAAAUGCAGCCCAAUAUUUGCCCCACCCCACCCUCAGCAACUGCAUUAUUCCCUUGACACAGAGGCCGAGGCUGAUUUGUAGCGACAAAUGUGCCUCAUUUCCUCGCAGAGGGAGCCAGGCUUUUUUGUACAGCUGUAGGCCUCUAGGGGGAACUGUUUGCUUUUUUAUAGGAGACACUGUGCUUUCCCUGUGAGACUCUGCAAGCGACAAGAACUCCUUGGAACCAAUUGCAUUCCGAUUGUGCAACUGUGUUUCAAAGUGUGUGACAUUUAGAAGCUUGCAAAAAAUAAAUAAAUGUUGCAAUGCAUGUUGUCUGUGUUGGUCAACCAAAGGAUGCUCCUGCCGACACCACAGGUGCCUCAUACAAUUACAGGUGGCAAAGUGUGCAUGUUUCAUAAAGAUUUCAAGAGGAAAUGAUAACAGCGGCUCUGUGCACUGUGUCUGAUCUCUCUGCUUACCUUUCCAACGGUGUUUAUUUUUUACUGCGGCAAAGUAGUUCCCUCAAACCUAGUUAGAAGGCCAAGGUUUUCCUGAUCCUGGGAGUUAAGAGUGCCUUUCUUCAAGGGAUGAGGUUGAGGAAUAGGGCUGGACGAUAUAUAUAUAUAUAUAUAUUCCAAAAGUAGUUUGAAGUCCAUAUCGCUCUAUUGGUUUCAUAAUUUUUGACCUGGCAAUAUGUUGCAAAUCAAGAUGUGUGUUAGGGCUGGGCGAUAUAUCAUCCAAAACCGGUUUGAAGUCUAUAUUGUGAUAGUAGUUUCAUAAUUUUUGACCUGGCAAUAUAUUGCAAAUCAUGGUGUGUGUGUGUGUGUGUGUUAUGCUAAAAAUCAUGACACUGGGAAAACUGAAGCCAGCCAAUGACUCUACAUAGCUCCAUACUUAUUUCAGACAUUGUGAUAGAUUGGUAUAUCACAAUGUUUAGCUGGUGAGAAUGUCACAUUGCCAUCCUUAAAGGACUCCCCAUUAAAGCUCGAGUUUCCCCCUUUCCAUUGGGGGUACAAGACCCCUGGAGCUGAUGGGGCCCCUGCACCUUUCAGCCAAGGUGGCGUUUGCCAAGCUGUUCCUCUCUACAUAUGGCUCCAUCUAAGGCUGGCUGUUGCUGAAGCAACAUCAGAGCUUUGCUCCCGUGCAGCAUUCAGGAGGAGCGCUGGGACAAGGCUGUCGUCGGCAUCAUAACAAAAGUGCCCUGUCCAUGCCCCAAAUGGAACCAGAAGAAAGAGCUCCGCGGGAGCCUCCCGAAUGGCGCUCUGUGGGUUCGGAGUGGUUUCCUAAUGCAGGUCUGAGUUCUUUUUGGUGUGCGGUGGCAGAUGGUUUGCGAGGGGCAUGUAUGCUAAUGAGGGGGAACGGGGCCGAAGGAACCCAGACGGUUAGGAUGUCUCUGACAAGGACACCGGCUUGCUUGGCGUUCCCGCUCCGGCUGACAUCACGCCGGAAACUUAAUUACGAAUGUCUGUUAUGAUAAUUAUUCCCCAGACGUGAAGGGACUUUGCAUGGGUUGAUUAUGGUGGUCAGGAGGCGAUGAUCAAUCUCCAGGUUGAUGCGAGAGACGUAUCGCUGCGUUUUGGCUUGUUUUGGAGGGAUGGAGCCGCCUCUCCUGCUCGGCAGUCAUGUUUCAUUUUUGGUUUCCUGGGCCAAGGUGCUGCACUUGGUUGGCAGAAGGACUGGAUGAGCAGGAGCUCGCUUGUCGAGACGAUGUGCUUCUUUUUGUGCCAUAAAAAUCACACCAGCCCUUUAUUUUACGUUGCUCUGAUAACCGAUCAAAGACUUACUGGUUUGCUGAUGUGUCUUUUUGCCAGUUGGUUGAUAUAACUUGGAUGCUAAUCUUCUGUGGAUGCUGUUUUGAGAACCUAAAAAUUUAAAUAUUGAAAGCUGCUGUUUAUUCUUAGAAGAAGCAUUUUCUUGUAUUGCUCCCCUAUUGCUGCAGCACAGCAGAACCAAAACAGCCUCACAGAAAUGUGUGUAUGUUGUGCCCUUGAUUUUCAGCCCCAUUGUCUAAAAACUAGUCUCCUUAAUUAAUUUGUUUCAUUAUAUUUAUGGAUGCUUUAGCUGAGAUUCCUGCAUUGCAGGGGGUUGGACUAGAUGAUCCUUGGGGUCCCUUCCAACUCUGCAAUACUGUGCUUCUAUGAUUCACCAUGGAGCUGUCCAGUAGAUCUCGCAGAAUCCCAAGGCUAUAAAGUUCACUUUAAAAAGUGAGAAAGUUUCUAGCCCUCAUUGUUACUAAGGGAAAUAGAUACUGGUCUUUCAUAACGUAAUUUAUAGUCCUUUGGAUAUAUUCUAGAACAGUGGUUCCUUAAAUCUCCCUGCCCGCCUCCCCGCAGAACCACUUGAAAGUUGCUGGGGGUCUCUUGCUGGACCACUUAAUGGUUUUUCUGCCUGCUAGAUCCUGGCUGAUUUUAAUAUGCAUUUUUAAUCACUUAUUUUGUUUCUUAGAUAUUAUAGUUUACUCUGUUGCCCUCUGAAUCCCAUGGAAUUCAAAGUGUAAUACAAUGAAAGAAAUAAAAGAAGUAAUGAAAAUGCAAUCGGAAACCAAUAUGUAUAUUUAGUGUGCCUUCGACCACAAAUCCACAGACAUGCUACAUGAAUCCCGUGGGCUGCUGGGGGUCCACAGACCCCAGUUUAAUGCUCUAAACGCAGCAGAGCAAGUCCCUGAGCUUGUAGUCCUUGUUUCGCCGCUCGCAUCUCAGUGAGAGAAAUGACCACAGCGUUGGGCGGCUGCUCUCUCCCCACUUUGCCUUUGUCCAUAGGUUAAAUGUGUUUCGCAACCUCCUUCCUUGCCUCCGGCAGACAUCUGUCCGCAUCUUAACCCCAGCCUGGCUCGGUCGCCCACUCCGCUUGGCAAGGCAGCACGCAGGGAAACGAGGUCCAGGGCAGAAGCAGCAGGAGCUGCAGGUGCUUUGGCAAAAUUCACCACCGACAUCCGGGCUCACUCCUGGCUCGGUUUGGCGAUGGCAGCUUUGUGCCGGCCACUUUGACACACUCUCUCUCUCUUUUUCAAACUUUAAAAAGGAAAGGGGGGGAAACCCCCCAGAAACCUGAGUGUUUUUGUUUUGAAAAUAGCAUCUCUGUUAAUUUGCACGGAGGUGCUGCGAAGAAUUAUCAUUGCACCGUGAGCAUCUAGCCUUGCCGUAGGCUGGGAAGGCGGACUGCCGCUUCGCCUGAUUUCCCAAGGUGGCCUCCUCUGAGCGGUCGGCAGGUAUGCUCGGCCCCUGAGUGAGAAGAGAGUGUGUAUGUGUACGGAAAGUCACUUUUGGGAUGGCAUGGAAGUUGAUGUGCGUCCCUCCCCGCCGCGCCACCCGCGUGAUCCUCGAUGAGGUAGCAUUCCCUGCGCUAGAAUGCUGACUCCCCCCUGGCAGAGAGCCGCAAGAUAGUCUGGCUGGCCGGCUGUCAAAAAAUUACAUCAUGUUGGAGUAAACGGCUUUUAAAUCAAACAUCCAUUAUUCAUACAUAUUAACUGCUUUAUGCCCUCUUUUUUUAUUAUUCCACACACACCUCUCAUCCCCCCUCCCCCCCAUAACUUCUUCUUCUGGAUAGGUUUACUGUUUCCCACCCCCAAUUUUUUCUCUCUCUCGUUGAUCUUGGUCUUUCGAAUAUUAGCUCAUCUGUAAUCUUAUAAUCAAACAAAUCACCUUAUCUCCAAGCUGUGUGUGUGUGUGUUUAGCCAGCCGAUGUGAUGAUUAGCCACACACACUGCAUGGGGCUGACGCAGGUUGGAGUCCAAUAUCACCAGGAAGGCCGCAGGAAUAAGCCCCCAAUAAUGCUGGAUGUGCACUUAAGCCACAAUCACUCGGCACAUUCAAAGCACUCUUCUACGGCUUUCAUAGUCAUAGCUCUCGUCCCCGUCCCCCCCAGCAGAAUAGGAUCCUGGGAACUGUAGUUUGAGGGUCCUGGCAACUGGAGCUCUGUGAGGGGCAGCCUAAAGUUCCCAAGAUUCUUUGUGGGGAGCCAAGGCUGUUAAAAUGGAAUAAGAACAUAAGACAAAUCCUGCUGGAUCAGGCCAGUGACCCGUCUAGUCCAGCAUCCUGUUCUCACAGCGGCCGACCAGAUGCCUGUGGGAAACUGGCAAGCAGGAUUCAAACAUAAGAGCCCCCUCCCCUCCUGUGGCUUCCAGUAUUCAGAAGCAUUUCUGCCUCCAGCCAUGGAGACAGAGCAUAGCCAUUGUGGCUGGUAGCCAUCAAUAGCCUUCCCCUCCAUGAAUUUGCCCAGUCCUCUCUUCAAACCACCCAGAUUGGUGGCCAUCACUGCCUCCUGGGGAAGUGAGUUCCAUAGUUUAACAUUGCACUGCAUGAAGAAGUCUUGUCUUUUAUCCGCCCUGAAUAAAUGUACCUUUAACUCAGGCUUCCUCAACCUCGGCCCUCCAGAUGUUUUGAGACUACAGUUCCCAUCAUCCCUGACCACUGGUUCUGCUAGCUAGGGAUCGUGGGAGUUGUAGGCCAAAAACAUCUGGAGGUCCGAGGUUGAGGAAGCCUGCUUUAACUGUUUGCAUGGCUGCAACCUUAGUUAUUGAGCCAACGCCGCCUUCCCCAACCUGGUGCCCUCUAAAUGAUGCCGAACUACAUCUCUCAUCAUCCCUGGCCAUUGGCCAUGCUGGCUUGGGCUAAUAGGAGCCGGAGUCCCCCAGCAAUUGAAGGGCCACAGGUUCCCCAUCUCUGGAUUAAAGCCCGUAUCUCCUUAUCCCCUAAAUUGCAUUUCUCCCCCUUUGCCUGCAUCUCUCUCCCCAUGCACCCCCCACCCUUGUUGACCCGCCCCCAGUCCAGCAAAGGCCAAAGGUCUCAGCUCGCCCAACUUGCGUCGUGGUGAGGUGGCAUUAGACUAAUGCGUUGCCUGAACAAAAGGGAAAGCCAGGGCAUAAAUAAUUGAUUUUGCUCUCCUGUAACAACCGGCGAAAAUGAAGUCCCAUUUGCUCAGCCUUAUUAAAAGAGCGAGAGGGGGGGGCGAGGCGGUAAAGGUCGUUAAGGGACUUGUAACGCGGAGCAGAACCCGCCCGUGAAAUGGAUGCUGCGCUUUGCUAAUCUCCCAGGGCUUUAACUCAAAGUCGCGGCGAAGGCCGUCUUAAGGCGUUUGGGGCGCGUUGAAUUAUUCAGUGUUUGGGGAGAUUAGUCCCCGCUUCAGGUCCAGAAGCUUUUUGAUUUCUGGUGGUAAACUGGGACGCCUUUGUUUGUUUGUUUGGUAGGCGCGUUCCUGGCUGAGCCCUCGGUUCUGAAAUUGAAAGGUUCCCUGUGAACCUGCCUUCAAUCUUGUUGAGUCGCCGCUGCUGCCAUCUUAGAACUUCAGACUGAGAUGGGUGCCUCCUUGGCACCCAGCGCUUGGGACUCUCAGCAAAUUUGUCAACAGGAUCAAACCUAACUAGCCCCAGCUGACUUUCUCCCUCUUUAGCCAGAGUGCGGAACUGCCAGUCCACGUGUUAGAUAUGGCUCCAGGGACCUCUUUGUCUGACCUUCGGCCUCUGCUCCUCACUUCUCCCCUGUGCCAUAAUUAAUGCUUCUCUUGAAGCUAAUAGGAGGUGUUUUUUAAUUGUCUAAAUGGUUUAAUGGGAGACCAUUUAUGGGGGAGUCACAGCUGGGGAGGAAAGGGUUAGCAUUGGACAUCUAAUGAGUCUAGAUGUUGGGGACUGUCAGCAGGGCCUUCUUGGUGGUGGAACCCUCUUGAUUGAACACGCUUCCCCUGCAUGUUAGGCUGCCGCCAUCACUGAUUGAUUUCGGAGCCAUAUGAAGAUGCUUUUCUGCAACGUUUGAAGAUCAGCCUUGACUUUUUUCAACAGAUGGCAGAACAUGUCUUUAUAUGCAUAGGUGAUAUUAGAUGUGCAUGCUGUGAUCCUCCCUUAGGACUGUUUUACAGUUAAUAAUAAAGGGAUAUAAAUUCUUCUUUUUCUUCCUCCUAUUUUUAUUUGAUUGCAAUAUAUAAGUAUCGGUAUCUACUUGUACAGGUAUACACCUACCCAUGUAUAAGUAUGCUUAAUUCAUUUUUAACACUGUCAGAGCUGCUUCCAGAUCCUAGCUCACAGAGGAUCACGCUAGCCAGCGAUCAUUAAACAAAAGUCUUUAUUGAGUUACAGUUUCCAUUCUCAAACUGCUGCGUGCAACUCUACGUCUCAUGGUUAGACCGGCGAAGCUCCGUCUGAGUCUCCGCCCCUUGUACACCAACUUAAUAUCCUAGCCCUGCUCCACCUUUUCCGCCUGACUGUUCUUCUCUGGGUCCCUCUGCCCCCUGGGGUCUCUUCUUUCCGGGAUUCCUCUGACGCUGACGCUGACCCCCCUGACUCUUCUCCCUCCUUUCGGCGGGCUUUGGGACCUGGCUCCCUUUCCGGGCUGCCUACUGUGCCACCUUCCUGUGCAUUUGAACUUGGCGCGCGCGCCCAACCUUCCACCUUCCGUCUGACCGUUUCUUCGCUCCCCGAUGGAGGUGUGGCCACUCCUGACUCGUGCCCCCCCCUGUUGUGAGCUGCCUGCGCGUGCUCGCUGGCUCCUUCCUCUUCCCUGCUCUCUGGCGGUGACGCUGGUCCCGAUUUCCAACUGCUCCCUCUGAGUCCCCUCUGGCUCUAUCUUCCUGGGGCGUCCCCUAGGCUCCCCUUGCCCUGGCCACUGGUGCUCCUUUCUGUGAAUCUUCUGAUUCACUGGAAAGACUCGGAGAUCUCGGGUCGUCGUCAUCACUCAUCUUUUCUUCUGCCUCCUCCCCCUCGCUCUCUGUUUCCUCCCUUGCCCUUGCCUCUGCUCCUGAACCCCUGACAAACACAUAAAAAUACAUUAAAGCCAAGCAAGCAAGUGAAAUCAAUCACGGAAAUGAGAGACCUUGGGUUGUAGCCAACUAAGGCCUACUCAGAGGAGACCCAUUGGAAUUAACCAGCCUAAGUAAGUCAGGUUCAUUAAUUCAGUGGGUCUGCUCUGGCAACCAUUACCAUUGGAUACAACCCUCUCAAUAUCUGAGCUAUAAAUUGUUUCCGUGUAUAAGACUAGGUUUUUUUUCUUUAAAAAAUAUGUUUAAAAUUGGGGGUUGUCUUAUACAUGGAUACAAUUCCCCCCAUUUUCUUAAUUUGGAGUCCCCAAAAACAGGGGGUGUCAUACACAGAAAAAUACGGUAUAUGGCUAGAUAUUUUCUCACGUCUUAGGUUGACUCCUUUAUCUCACUCUUGCAAGGUUAGUUAGUUUUAUCAUAUGAGCCAAUUAGCCAAUUCCUAUAGUCCCCCAUUCCAAUCUUCUAACACAGGGAUAGCACUCCAUUAUAGCAUUUUGCUGUAGGAGCAGCUGUUAGCAAACACAUUAUCAAUUCUGCAAAAGCAGAUCCUCAACAUAUUCAAAUAAUACUGUGUAUGGUUGUGCCGGCAAUUCAGCCCCUGUUAUAAGUUAAAUUUAAUUUCUCAUUGGGGAAGUGUUGUAACUUAGUGAAAGGGAAUCUGCUUUGCAUGCAGAAGGUCCCUGGCUCAGGGUGGCCUCAGUAUAAGACAGCUUUCAAUGUUAUAUAGUCCCCCAAUAUUGUUAAUUUUAAGAGAUAACAAGUCUAUAGUUGCUGGAAGGGCACAGAGAGGAAAGGAACCUCCUGGGGGAGAGGAACCAGUCCUAACUCCUGGUUUUUCUUAAUCAGAGAGACAGAUUCUUAAUCAUAGAAUUGUAGAGUUGGAAGAGACCAUGAUGGCCAUCUAGUCUAACCCCCGUAAUGCAGGAAUCUUUCACUCAACCUGGGGCUCAAACCCAUGACCCUGAGUUUAAGAGUCUCAUGCUCUACCGAGCCAUCUCACUUAGGACUGGGGAACCUUCUCUGGCCUUAUCUCCCCCACCCCUCAAGGCCCUGGAGGGUGCAGUCUUGCUUGCUGCAGGGGUCUGCUUGGUCACCACAAUCCUUGCAGGGAAUGCACUGGCAGAGCAGACCCCAGCAGAAUUGAACUCCACCCUCCCACCCCUUGGUUGACAUCACCCAGUGAUGUCACCUAAUGGAUAGGUAGGUUUGGCGGGGGGAGGGAAUAGCUAUGCAGGCCACUUUGGACCCCCUGGCAGGCGAAGACUGGCCUGCAAGGCCAGAAGAUCCCCACCCUUUCCCCUAACCCUUGGUUGACAAUCUGCAUUCCCAUGGUGUGUUUUUUCCCCCCAGAUCCUUCUCUACAACUUGGAAACGGGACAGUGCACAGCGCAGCUCGGAAGCUCCUUGGGGGACUUCUCCUGCGUCAAUCUCCGGGACAGCCCUCCCUCCCUGCUGGUGGCUGGGAACAAGGACAGAAGGUACACCCAAGAAGGUGGGGCAGGGGACCCCACACUGCACACGUUGAGCUGUGUGUGGCCCAUUUGGUCAGGUUAGCUUUAUCAAACUUUUUAUUUUGCUUCCCACACAUAAAAAGGGUUGCCUCCAACGCUAGUCCUACUCAAAGACCCGUUGAAAAUUAACGGGCAAGGCUCACUUAGGCCCAUUCAUGUUGAUGGGUUUACUCUGAGUAGGACUAACACUGUAUACAACCCAAAAGUUCCGAAUCAAUUUGCGAGAAUAGAAUCCAGUAAAUAAAAAUAUACACAUCAGAAACAGAAUAAAAACAUUCAACGAUGGAUACCACCCAGGUGCCCAGGAAACAAAAAAUGUAUUUGCCUGGUGCCUAGGACAAAAAGAGAGUAGGUACCAGGCAGGCUUCCUGAGGCACAGCAUUCCAUAGACUUGGGGGUUACUACAGAAAGGGCCGUGUUCAACCUCCAGACUUCCCUUAUAGGUGGCAUGCAGAGAAGGGCCUCAGAUGAACUGGGCAGGUUGCUAAGGGGAAAGGCAGUUUGUCCUGGGCCCCCAAACCUGUCAUGCUGCUCUGAACCACAGUGCACCCAGUAACACGAAUCAACCAGUCUGGUGGACUCUUGCAUGUGGAUUGCGGCAGGGAGGCGCCAUCUUGUAAUUUUCAUCCAGUACCAAAACACAGGAAGCUGCUUUACACUGAGUCAGACCCUUGGUCCAUCUAGCUCAGUAUUGUCUACACCAGGGGUGGCCAACUCUCAAGAGACUGCCAUCUAUUUUCAGAAUUAAAAACUGACAGUCAUCUACCCUUUUUUUUUUUGGGUGGGGGGUUUCAGCUCAAAGUUGUUGAGUGCUUUUUUUAGGGAGGUGAAAAGCCCUGUUUUUUUACUCACUCACAAAUGGAUCAAAACAGCAGCACAGAGAAAGCUCCGUCUUCCCUUCCAGAGAUCAUACAACAAUGGAGGGCGUGGCGAGGGGGCGGGGCAGGAGUCAGUUUUAAUGACGCUAUUUAAAGGGAUCCAGAGAUCGACCACGAUCUACCAAAACCUCGCGAGGAUCUACCAGUAGAUCGCGAUCGGCCUGUUGGGCAUCCCUGGUCUACACUGACUGGCAGCAGCUCUUGGGGGGAUUUCAGGCAGGAGUAUUUCCCAGCCCUGCCUGAAGAUGCCGUUGGGGAUUGAUGCUCUGCCACCGAGGUACAACACCUUCCCAAAUGUCUUGGGCUGGCCUGGAUCUUGGCACCCCACCCCACCUCUGCACACCAGAGGCAAGAGUCUGCAUAAACUUUUCAGAAAAUCAGACGCAAUAUUAGGUCAUGGCUGGACAGCACACCUCGCUUUGCUUUGUUCUGUCCUGUCGUUGUUUUGCAAGCUCUGCGGGAAGAGUCCCUCCUUUAUUCCUCUUCUCCCCACCCCCCCAAAAUAAUAUAUAUAUUUUUAAGCCAUUUGGUGGACACAGUUGGUGUACUGCCCAGCGAGGCCUCUUGGAACGAGGCCCUCCUCUUUCCUGCGGACACUCAUGGAAAAAAAGGAGAAAGCAAUGAGUUUGGCAUUUUAAACCUCACUUCCUGAAAUUUUGAAGUAGGGAAAUAACCUAAGGGAGAAUCGCACGUGCCAAAAAAAGAACCCACCCCCACCCCCUCAGCAUCACCGCCACCAAACAGUGGCAAUCAUGUAGGUUGGGUUGCAGUUGAUGUCUCUAAGGUGGCCAAAACAAAAAAGGAUUUUCACGUGAAUGAAUUCCAGAUCCUAUUUAGCUGAUUUGCGGCUCCCCACCCCUUUAUCUCCUCAUCUUGGCCAGUCUUACGUCUCUCCCCCCCUCUCUCCCCCCCCCACCGCUCAGUGUCUGUUGGCAGACAUAGAAGCGCUCAGAGUCAUCAGCGUGUAAAGAUUAGAGUGCUUUUUCAAAAAACAACAACAAACCCCACGUCCCUCCACAUCCAAUUUUUAGAUUCCCCCUCCUCCCCGCCACCUUUUCUUUUUCUUUCUUUUUUUGGACGGGGGGAGAGACAGGGUGUUAAUUAUUUAAAUGGUCCAGCACACCGCACCAAAGGGAUGUCGCACGGUGGCCAAAGGCCAGCUGGGUAAUAGCUCCCUGCUCUUUCCUUCUCCCCUUCUCACACACCUGUCUCCCUCCCUCUACCUUGCUCCCCCCCCCCAUGCAUCAGGCCUCAGGUGGCACUUUGGUCCGGGAUCAGAUUCAAAGGCAUGUUGUUUCCCCUUUCUGGAUUUUCAGAGCCUAACUGCCUUCUGCAGGAGCUAGUUCCAUCAUUCAACUUUGUGCUGGGUGAAGAAGUGCUUUUUCAAAUCGAUCCUGAGUACAGGCGUACCUCGGAAGUCAAAGGGAAUCCGUUCUGGAAAACCAUUCGACUUCCAAAACAUUCGGAAACCAAGGAUGCUCCUGCAGCCAAUCGGAACUCGCGUCUGUCAUUUGGGUUCCAAAGAAUGUCAGCAAACCGGAACACUCACUUCCAGGUUUGCGGCGUUCAGGAGAUCCAAAAUGUCACAAGGCGUUCGACUUCCGAGGUACGACUAUCUCUGUCUGUCUAUCUAUCUAUCUAUCUAUCUAUCUAUCUAUCUAUCUGUCUGUCUAUUUUUGCCUGGCACCUAAAAGUGUAUAAUGAAGGUGCCAGGUGAACCUCCCUGGCGAGAGCAUUUCACAAAUGGGCAGCCACCGUACAAAAGGUUCUUGUGUUGCCACUUUCCAGACCUCUCGUGGAGGAGGCACAUGAAGAAGAACACAAGUUCUUGUGUUAAGAGAGUCGGGGGGUGGUGGUAAGGACAGAAACUUUCCUCUACCUUCUUUCUCCAUGCUGUACAUAAUUUCUUUUACACUUCCUUCGUGUCACCUUUUGCUCUCCUUUCCUCCAAACUCAGGGUCAAGUGGUUUUGUGUAGCUGUAAAGCACCAUCUCCUGUGCACUGGAGGAGGAGGGUUUAAAUUUAUUUCCCACCCGUCUUCCCAAAGAAACUCAGGGCAGGAAACACAUCAGGGAUAAAGCAACACAAUUAAAAAUGGAAACAUAUUUAAGCACUUAGCCUCUCUCCAGCUUCUGGGAGUUAUCGGACGUUGUCCAUACAGUGGUACCUUGGGUUAAGAACUUAAUUUGUUCCGGAGGUCCGUUCUUAACCUGAAACUGUUCUUAACCUGAAGCACCACUUUAGCUAAUGGGGCCUCCUGCUGCCUCCGCACCACCACCGCACCAUUUCUGUUCUCAUCCUGAAGCAAAGUUCUUAACCCGAGGUACUAUUUCUGGGUUAGCGGAGUCUGUAACCUGAAGCGUCUGUAACCCAAGGUGCCACUGUACUUCCAAGCCUCUCCCCAUGGGCCUGAGGACUAGAUACUUGCUUCAUUUCAUUUAAAUUUAUAUUUAUUUCAUGCACACAAUUCAGAGCAGCAUGCAUGUUUCUUUCUUCCCCCUUUUGCCCUCACAACCACCUUGUGAGCCAGGGGAAUCAGUGAGGAUGGGGUUUGGGCCAGUUUUCCUUUAAGCAUGGGCCGUGUAAACCUGUUUAGUGUUGCAGGAAUUUUCCUUAGUUCGUUUUUGAGGAACGGGUACGCCAUAGUGGGGGUUUUUCUGGUUUUAUCUACCUCCAAGUGCACCCAUUGUUUCGUUUCACCUUCCAGGAUGUGUGGGAUUAUGUGGUGCACUUGGUUGGCGAUAUAGCGUAGUUCUAUGUUUUCUAACACACAGUCGUUAAUAAAAACUAAUUUAAAAAACAGCAGCAGCAACCCUGUGAGGUAGGUUAAGAGACAGGUAGUAACUGCCUAAAGAUCACCCAGUGAGCUUCAUAGCUUGGGGGGGGGGGGGAGAGAAGACAGCACCUGAGAUUUCCAGGUCCCUAAAUCCUAAACCCAGCUCCCUAAUUCCAUCCUUUUCAAGGUUCAAUCAUUGCGGAACCACAAUGCUCUGGCAUUGGUAGCCAAAGACUGGGAGAAGGAGUUGGUAAGACUUACCCGCCGCACAAAAGCAACAACAACCCGAAAAGUGUCUCCCCCCCCCCACCCCCGGGAACGGAUGCCUGGAAGCCGGGUCCUUGCAAAUGAAACCACGACGACUCAGCCAGGGCUCGGUAGAUGGAAGGCGGCCUGAUUAUCAUACGCGGCGCUGGCGGGCAGCUCGCCAGGCCGCACGCUGUCAUGGACGGGGGCUUGGAAGCAGCGCUUCGGUUUCGCCCAGUGCCGAGCUCUGCGCAGCCCCCCACCCAGGCAAGAGGAAGAGCGGGAGACAGGCUUUGUUUACUCCAUCUGUGGAUGCUCUGACAAGCGGCAGCGGAGGUGUUGCGCGUGGCCCAGCCUGCCUGAGCACGCUCAUUUCCCUUCUCCAGCCUGUCAGAUGGAUGCCACCCGGUCGGAAGCCUUUGUCCUCCUUUUUGUUCUAAUUGUCGGAACGGAGCUAUUCCCAGGCUCCUGCCGAGCGGUUUCAUUAGAGAAGGGCAAUGCGGGGAGGAGGGAGGGAAGGAGGGGAAGCUUUGGAUUGUUUUUUUGGAACAGCCUCCAGAUCGGAGCAGGGAUCCUGAACAUUGGAAGUGCUGGCACAGGGAGGGUCCUCCUGUCAUCCGCUCAGGCCUCCCAGCUUCCGCAGUUCAUCAUUUCCCAAGGAUUAGCUUCCAUUCCUUUUCCAGCAGCCUCUGUGGCAGUUCCCGCUAGACUCUCUGGGCUCUGUUGUUGUUACACACACACACACACACACACACCCUUUUGGCAAUCUGCAAUGAUUUCAUCUUCAGUGGUUUUGGAUGAUCAAACUGCUAAGCCCUACCUCCUGCAUCCAUCCACUUGCUCAACUCUCGGACAGCCUCUUUGAGCCCAGCAGUGGGACACCUCAGGCUGAGAGGCAGCCCUCCCAGCCUCUCUGCCUCCCCAGGCCGCACCCCUGACUGACUCCACGUCACACCUUCCUUGGGUGUUUUUGCUAAGCUGCGGUGUAUAUUCAUAAUGCCCCUCAGUUCCCUGGAGGAAGCACAGAGAGAGGGGUUCAUGAGUGUUGUUGUUGUUGUUUAGUCGUUUAGUCGUGUCCGACUCUUUGUGACCCCAUGGAGCAAAGCACGCCAGGCACUUCUGUCUUCCACUGCCUCCCGCAGUUUGGUCAAACUCAUGCUGGUAGCUUCAAGAACACUAUCCAACCAUCUCGUCCUCUGUCGUCCCCUUCUCCUUGUGCCCUCCAUCUUUCCCAACAUGAGGGUCUUCUCUUCUCAUGAGGUGGCCAAAGCAUUGGAGUCUCAGCUUCAGGAUCUGUCCUUCCAGUGAGCACUCAGGACUGAUUUCCUUCAGAAUGGAUAGGAUUGAUCUUCUUGCAGUCCAUGGGACUCUCAAGAGUCUCCUCCAGCACCAUAAUUCAAAAGUAUCAAUUCUUCGCUCACAAUAACUUCUUCCAUCUCUGUUCCCAGGGACCUCUAGGUUAGAUUACUGCAACACAUUACAGGUAAAGGUAAAGGACCCCUGACCGUUAGGUCCAGUCGUGGCCGACUCUGGGGUUGCAGUGCUCAUCUCGCUUUAUUGGCCGAGGGAGCCGGCAUACAGCUUCCAGGUCAUGUGGCCAGCAUGACUAAGCCACUUCUGGUGAAGCAGAGCAGCACACGGAAACGCCGUUUACCUUCCCGCCGGAGCAGUACCUAUUUAUCUACUUGCACUUUGUGCUUUCGAACUGCUAGGUUGGCAGGAGCAGGGACUGAGCAACGGGACCUCACCCCGUUGCGGGGAUUCGGACCGCCGACCUUCUAAUCGGCAAGUCCUAGGCUCUGUGGUUUAGACCACAGCAUCACCCGCAUCUCUAAAGAUGUUUGGAGAAACUUCAGCUGUUGCAGAAUUCAGCGGCCAGCUUGCUCAUCAGAGCAAGACGGUUUCAACAUAUUACACCGUCCAAUUAUGGGCCAUCCAAGACAGAAGAGAUAACUUCUUCCCCUAGUGCAGACUUAAACGGUGGAAUUUGGGCUCCCUCAGGAGGCAGUGAUGAUUGCCACCAACUUGGAUGGCUUUAAAAGAGGAUUAGACAAACUCAUAGAAGAGAAGGCUGUCCGUGGCCACUAGCCACAACGGCUGUGUUCUGCCUCCAUUGCCGGAGGCCGUGUGCCUUAUGACUGCCAGCAGCUGAUAUUCAAAGUGGGGGGAGCGCUCAGGUCCUGCUUGCAGGCUUCCCAUGUGGCAUCUGGUUGGCCGCUGUGAGAACAGGAUGUUGGACUAGAUGGGUCAUUGGCUUGAUCCAACAAAGCUCUUCUUAAGUUUUUUAAGGGGUUUAGACAAAUUCAUAGAGACAUCUGAAGGCAGCCCUGUAUAGGGAAGCUUUUUAAUGUUUUAUUGUGUUUUUCUGUACAGUGGUACCUUGGGUUAAGAACUUAAUUCGUUCUGGAGGUCUGUCCUUAACCUGAAACUGUUCUUAACCUAAAGCACCACUUUAGCUAAUGGGGCCUCCCACUACUACUGCACCACCGCCGCACGAUUUCUGUUCUCAUUCUGAAGUUCUUAACCCAAGGUACUAAUUCUGGGUUAGAGGAGUCUGUAACCUGAAGUGUCUGUAACCUGAAGCAUCUGUAACCCGAGGUACCACUGUAUGUUGGAAGCCACCCAGAAUGACUGGGGAAACACAGUCAGAUGGGUGGGGAACUUAUAACAAUAAUAAUAAUUGGAGCAGCCGUCCGCAAACCAUUUUCCCCCACUUGAAAAUUGCUGAGGUUGUUGACGGAUUCUUCUGCCUCUUGUAGCAAUUGUCAUGCGCUGUCCUAGGUGCUACGUGAUUUUUAAUUGCAGAUGUGCUGCUGACCGCCUGGAUGAAGGGGUCUGUGGACCGCACUUUGGGAAUCCCUCCCGUAGCAGCUAAUGCUAUCAAUGGCGAUUCUGGGUUCUACUUAUACUUUCAGAGGCAAAAUGUUGCUGAAUGCCAGUUGCUGUGAAUCACGAGCCGAGAGCACUGUUGCACUCAUGCCCUGCUUUGUGAGCUUCCCAUGGGCAUCCGGUUGGCCACUAGAUGAGCCACUGGCCUGGUCCGGCAGGGCUCUUUCCCAUGUUCUUAUGUAUAGACAUCCUUUUCAUUUAGGGCGUUUCUAUCCCACCUUUUUCCUCCAAGGAGCUCAGGGUUGCGUACAUGGGUCUCUCCUUCCUCAGUUAAUCCCCACAAUAAUAACCCUGCGAAGUGGGUCAGGCUUUGUGGCCGACUUGGGGAUUUGAACCCUGCUCUCCCAGGUCUUAAUUCUGGCACUCUAACCGCUGCACCACACUGCCUCUCAUAGAUGGCUCACCUAGUGAGAGGCUGGCUGUCAGCACGUACGGAAUCUAACGUGGUUCCAAGUAGAUCUUGCUGGAACCAUCUCUUCUGGGGUUGUGCCAGUGACACGAGACUUGACUGCAUUUCUGUCUUUGUCUUAGGGUGAGGGUUUUUGACCUCCGCAUAAGCGCCUCCGUUUGCUCCCUCUAUGGCCACCAGCUGGGAGUCUCUUCUGUGCAGAUGGACGACUGGAAGAUCGUCAGCGGAGGGGAAGAGGGCCUGGUCUGCGUGUGGGACCAGAGGAUGGGCACCAAGCUCUGGGAAAUCCAUGCCAGGUAGAGUCAGCUGCCAGUGGAGGCUGGUCCAUUAGAGCAAGGGGGGCGGGUACUUGCCUAAGCGGCAACGCUGAGGCUGACUAGCAGCAGCACCUGCUUUAAGUAAGGAGGCGGGCAGGUGGGGCUUUGGUGAGGGGAGACUCUACUGCAAUAAUAAUAAUAAUAAUAAUAAUAAUAAUAAUAAUAAUAAUAUUUAUACCCUGCCCAUCUGGCUGGUUCUCCCCAGCCACUCUGGAUGGCUCCCAACUGAAUAUUAAAAACACAAUACAGCAUUAAACAUUAAAAGCUUCCCUAAACAGGGCUGCCUUCAGAUGUCGUCUAAAAGUCUGGUAGUUGUUGUUCUCUUUGACAUCUGGUGGGAGGGCGUUCCACAGGGUGGGUGCCACUACCGAGAAGGCCCUCUGCCUGGUUCCCUGUAGCUUUGCUUCUCGCAAUGAGGGAACCGCUGGAAGGCCCUCGGAGCUGGACCUCAGGGUCCGGGCUGAAUGAUGGGGGUGGAGACGCUCCUUCAGGUAGACUGGGCCGAGGCCGUUUAGGGCUUUAAAGGUCAGCACCAUCACUUUGAAUUGUGCUCGGAAACGUACUGGGAGCCAAUGCAGGUCUCUCAGGACCGGUGUUAUAUAGUCUUGGCUGCUCUGUGUGGCUAUGUAUUUUGAAGAAAUGUAUUUGUCUAGUUCCAUGCUUUGGGACUCCCAAAUGGUUAAUUCCACUCUCGGUGGCAUUGCCCAAAGUCUUACAGGGGCUGCUUGAACGCUUACAGCCCAGAAUGACUGUUCGGUGAUUUCUAGUGCCAGCGAGGUUCAUUUAGAAGCUGAGCCUUGAGUGUUAUCAGGCCAGUCCUGCAGAACUCUUUGCCACUGGUUUUCAUUGUAUGAUUUUAUGUAUAAAUGGCAAACUGCUCGGGGGUGGGGGUUCUUUUCUCUAUCUAGGAAUAGUGGGAUCUAAAUAUUUUUUUACAAAUAUAAUAAAAUACCCGAGUGCACCUUUUAACUCCUGCUUCUGGCAUCUCUGGUUAAAAGGAUCUCGGAUGCCUGAUUUCUGUCCAUUAAUUUAAGUGGCUCUUCUCUGGGCAGGACUAGCACCAGGUAUAACCCCAGCCCUGAUAAGUCAGGUAUGGGGAACCAGGUUGGACUCCAUCUCCCAUCAUCCGUGGUCAUGCUGCCUGGGGCUGAUGGGAAUCGGAGUCCAGCACCACUUGGAGGCUCUCAGAGCAUCUGCUGAAGCUGCCUUUUCCCCUUGCCCUGCUUCAGGAAUCUGACUGCACUUCAGCAAUUGUCCAUUGGGUGGUGCUAAAAGCAAAAAUACUAUUACAGUGGUACCUCGGGUUACAUACACUUUAGGUUACAUACGCUUCAGGUUACAGACUCCGCUAACCCAGAAAUAGUACCUCAGGGUAAGAACUUUGCUUCAGGAUGAGAACAGAAAUUGUGCUCCAGCGGCGCGGCAGCAGUGGGAGGCCCCAUUAGCUAAAGUGGUGCUUCAGGUUAAGAACAGUUUCAGGUUAAGAACGGACCUCCAGAACGAAUUAAGUACUUAACCCGAGGUACCACUGUAUUAUUAUUGGCUUGAAUGGAGACCCACCCCCUUCUCUCCCCUUCCCCUCCAGUGCCACAGCAUUGGACUGACCCAUUUAACUCAAAACAAGAAAAAGCAGCAAAUGGAGACUUUUGGAAUGACCAGCGCCACCUGGUUGCCUGCCAGAUAUUUUUGGAUUGCAAUUCCCAUCAGCCUGAGUUCUGGACCAAAAUCUAUGGAGGGCACCAGGUUUGUUUCUCUGAGUGGACCUGUUGAAGUUAGCGGACACAAUUUAUGCAAGGCUGUUGGUUUCAGUAGGUCUACUCUUGAGUGUGGCUUUGGUGGAGUCAACCCUACUUUUCAAAAGUGGAAAAAAAGACAAAUCGUUCAGGGCGGUCAUAUGGAUCAUUGCGUGUUGAUUUUGUAUCCAUAGGAAAUCCGCCUGCAAAUGACUUGAGUUUUGAUACGCAGAUAACAAACGUUGAUUUUGCUAUGAAUAUUGGGCAGUCCCCUAAUGCAACAUUCAUGUUGUCAUUUGUGCAUGGAAAUGCAUUUUUUUCACUUAGCAUUUUCAUGUGUGUGGGGGUGUAGAGUUUUGUUCCAAUCAACUCUGCAUUUUAAUGACAAGACAUUUUUAACGGUGGGGGUGGGGAGAGAAACUAUUAAAAGAACUUGCACGUCAUAUUUAGAAAUGUUAAUCGUGACUCCCAUUAAGAUUUUUUUUUAAAAAAAAUUAAACAGAAACACCGACAACAUUCCUUUUUCCCUCCAGGCACCCUGUCCGCCACAUCUGGUUCAACAGCCACAGCCUCAUCACCGCCAAUAUCCCUGACGAGAAGGUUCCCCGAGGCGCCAGCAUCAUGGAUGAUGACCUGACUGCUCAUCGAAGGUAAGAAUCAGCCACAGGCGCAGCAGUUUUACUAAGCAGAAAGAGAGCCAAGAGUCUGAGAAGCAGGGAAUGCGAGUGGGCCACGCCCCUGAAUGCUCAAAGCUGAGGUGGGAGGGUUAAUAGAAUUGAUGGGAAUAAUGACUGCAGCCAUGUCUGGGUUGACCACCCUGUGGAAUUGCCUAGGAAGGGCCUUUCAGUUGUGGCUCCCCAUCUAUGGGAUGGUCUCUCCAGUGAGGUCUCCUGGGAACCUUUCAGUCUCGGAUAAAGACUUGCCUUUCUUCCCCAUGGCCUUUGGGGGACUGAGCGAAUCUGUCCCACAGUACCUGUGCUGCAAAAGCUUUCUGUGGCCAGGCGUCAUCGUCCCCUUUAGGCUCCAGGCAAAAAUAUUUCUUUUUUUGGCCAGGCCUUUGGCUCUUAAUCAUCUGUGGCCUCCUGGAGUGGUGGGAUGUUUUGGGACUGUCUUUUAGAUUUUUGUUUAAGUUGCUCACAGUUACCUUUGUAAAAAGACCACCAAUAUAUUCAGUAAAUAAUAAUAAAAAAUAUAGGAGGAUGUGUUUGUUUCUGUAUUAAUAUGUUAAUGUUUCAUAUGAAGGAGGCUUGCCCCCUUCCCCCCCCAAAAAAAUAUUUAGGCACCAGGCGAAAACAGUUCUCUUCAAUCGAGCAUUAGGCUGAUUUAACCUUCUGUGAUCUUUUAAAUGUAUCGGGGGGCGGGGUUAUUGGUUUCUUCUGCUUUUGUUUUAUUGCAUAUUUUGUGUUUUUAUUUUGUAUUUUUACGCUGUGGACUUCCCUGUGAUCUUUGGAUGAAGGCCAGUAUACAAAUGAAAUGAAUGUUGUGCUCCUUUUCCCCACAAUGGUAUAAUGCGGUUAUGUUUAUGUUUUGUCAAUCUAAGUUGCUUGGAGUUUCUAGGUAACGGGUGACUAAGGAGUCAUAAUAAUAAUAACAACAAUAAUAUGCAUGCUAAUCAUAGUCUUGGUUGGGGAGGGCGGGGUAUAAAUAAAAAUUUAUUAUUAUUAUUAUUCUCUCCCCAAAUCAGACAUCGAGGAAUCAUCUAUGCGUAUGAGUUCUCGGUGGACCAGCUGGCUGCAGAGAGCAUCCUUCCUAUCUGCCGCUCCUCUUACAACGAAACAACAGGCUACAACUACAAUAUUGGCCUGGCGGUCCCCUACGACAACAUCUAGCUGCGACGGGAAGUAAGAGGUGCUGAUCAAAGGCCGACCAACGUGGAGCAGGAAGGACGGUGCCCACGUCCACAGGAAGGUGUCUGGGUCACGGCAGUGGCUGCCGCAGAAACACACGGACGAGAAUGCAAAGAUGAUCCUCAGUGAUGCCCCUAAAACCUACCUGGAUGCAGCAAGGCAGAUGAUGAUGAGGGAUGGAGCGGAUGCAGCGGGCAGGGUGUGACGCUUUGCAAAACCCAGACAUGGCGCAGUAGGAAUGGAGGAGAAGUGCUGGCCCAAAGUGACUCAGGCCCGGAAGAGGAGCAGAAGGGAGUAGUUAAAACAGGGAGCCAAGCAGGUAGAGAGACUGGACUUCCUAACCUUGGGCCCAGGCCUGAUCUUUUAGGUUACUUAUGGGGCUGGGAAAUGUGAGGGCUGGGACCAUGACCAGUGAGAUAGCAAGUGAACUACAGGACCUCUUGAAAGCAUGUGUAAAUCACUCACCAUUUCCUCCCAGGAUGUCAGAUAGCCCUUGAAACACACUUGGGAAGUUAUAACAUGCUUCUGGACAUGUUUACACAAACAACCUUUUCUAUUGAUGAUGAUGAUGGUGGUGGUGGUGGUGGUGAUGGCGUAAAGAAAUGAGCUUUGUUAAAAUUAGACUCAACCACAUCUCCUACAAUGGUUUAUUGAUGCUUUUUUUGCUUUUAAAUGUUUUCCCGUGCUUUUACCGUAUACAUUUUAUUGUUUUAAUGUUGUGAA
Podarcis lilfordi (Lilford's wall lizard) is the source of this 61659-nucleotide messenger RNA. Lineage: Eukaryota; Metazoa; Chordata; Lepidosauria; Squamata; Lacertidae. The record is from the annotation of a GenBank genome assembly.